Messenger RNA from Pungitius pungitius (ninespine stickleback), 85102 nucleotides. RefSeq names its product titin, tandem duplicate 1 (gene ttn.1). The transcript is spliced from 214 exons. Lineage: Eukaryota; Metazoa; Chordata; Actinopteri; Perciformes; Gasterosteidae. The record is from RefSeq and is a predicted model, not a curated record. Gene Ontology annotation, biological process: protein phosphorylation. Gene Ontology annotation, molecular function: ATP binding; protein kinase activity; protein binding. Bases 191 to 84124 code for a protein of 27977 amino acids.
UGGAGGGACAGCACGGAGGGAAACAGAACUGCACCUUCAUAGUGUAGUUUUGUUUGAGUCGGGGGGAUUCGAGGCUCGACUGUUCUCAUCUCGGAUUUUGACCCUCUUGGUGGAUAAGAAGCGGCUUCCUGUCAGUUGGGCUCCGUCCCAGCCGUGUGAGGCUCUUCGGGGCACACGGGUCCCGACCAACAUGUCAACACGGGCACCGACGUUCACGCAGCCGCUGCAGAGCGUUGUGGCACUAGAGGGAAGUGCCGCAACGUUCGAGGCUCAAGUUAGUGGUUCUCCACUUCCUGAGGUGAGCUGGUUUCGUGAUGGCCAGGUUCUUUCCGCCGCAGCUUUACCCGGCAUUCAGAUCUCGUUCAGCGAAGGCCGCGCUGUCCUGAGGAUCCCCGCUGUGACCGCCGCACACAGUGGGAGGUUCUCAGUCAGAGCCACCAACGGCGCUGGACAAGCCACGAGCACCGCCGAGCUCCUGGUCACAGCCGAGACAGCCCCUCCAAACUUCCUCCAGAGACUGCAGAGCGCCACAGUGAGACAGGGCAGCCAGGUGAAGCUGGACGUCCGGGUCUCCGGCAUCCCGACCCCUGUGGUGAAGUUCUACCGAGAGGGAGCCGAGAUCCAGAGCUCGGCCGACUUCGGGAUCCUCCAGGAGGGAGACCUGUACAGCCUGCUGAUUGCCGAAGCCUUCCCAGAGGAUUCUGGGACGUAUUCUGUGACCGCCACCAACAGCAGUGGACGCGCUACCUCCACCUCGGAGCUGCUGGUUCAGGGUGAAGAAGCCGUUCCAGCAAAGAAAACCAAGACUGUCACUUCCACAUCUCAGAUUUCACAGACCCGUCAGACCAGAAUCGAAAAGAGGACAGAGGCAAGUUUCCAGGCCAGCGCCAUGAUGGAGAUGCAGGUGGAAGGACUGGAGCUGACUCACAAGACUCCACCCAAAGUUCCUCCCAAACCCAUGUCCAAGUCCCCAAACCAGUCCUUGUUGGUCACCAAAGUGACCGGUGGACGCCAACAGUCGCCGUCACCCGUGAGACAUGUGAAGGCACCAACGCCAACCCCUGUCAGGCCUGCCUCUCCCACUUCAAGAUUCUUAGUCUCCCCCAUCAGGCCAGUCAAAUCUCCCACCACUGCACGCAGGCUGGCAACUUCCUCUGGCGACGUCCUGCCACCUUGGAAGCGGGGAGACUUUGUGGCCGAGACCAGCUACACCAGCAUGACCAGUAUGAGCAGCAGCACCUUCACUCAGUUGGGUCAGGAGGAGCGCUGGGAGCAGCAAGUCACCGGGGUCAAAGAGGUGAUCGCGGCAGAAGCCAUACCUUCUGCAGAAGGAGCCGUGACUCCGGCCACGCUGGUGUCGGGUUUAAAGAACACAAACGUGACGGAGGGUGAGUCGGUGACCCUGGAAUGUCAGAUCAGCGGACACCCUGAGCCUGCCAUCAUGUGGUUCAGAGAGGACUACAAGAUCGAGAGCUCCAUUGACUUCCAAAUCAGCUACGUGAGCGGAUUCGCCCGGCUGGUGAUCCGCGAGGCCUUCGCCGAAGACAGCGGACGCUUCACCUGCACUGCCACCAGCGAGGCGGGAACCGUCAGUACCUCCUGCUACCUGCUGGUUCAGGUGUCCGAGGACAUCGAGAGCAGAGAGGAGAUUGGUGAAGGGGAAGCCUCCGCUGUCGUCUCCAAGAAAGUUGAUGUGGCUGAAAAACUAGUAACCGAAGAAGGGGAUGAGGAGACCAUGUCUCUGUUGAGCGGGGCCGAGCCCGACACCGAGACCGAGACCGCCGCACCCUUCUUCAUCAGGAAACCCACUAUCCAGAAGCUGGUGGAAGGAGGAAGUGUCCUGUUUGAAUGUCAGGUUGGAGGAAGCCCAAAACCUCACAUCAUCUGGAAGAAAAGCGGCAUACCGCUCACUACCGGAUACAGAUACAAAGUGACUUACAAAAAGGAGACCGGUGAAUGUAAGUUAGAGAUCUCAAUGACCUUCGCCGAUGACGCCGGAGAAUACUCUGUUUUUGUCAAGAACCAGCUCGGAGAGGUCUCGGCCUCCUCCAGUCUCCUGGACGAAGAUGACUAUGAAGUCUACAUGAAGAAACAGGAAGCAACCUUUAAGCCCGAAGUGACAGCCAUGGGAGUAGGAGACGUUCCUCCUGUUGUCGUUACGACUAUGGAGCAGAUGACAACGACCGUCAUUUCUGGACAGGAAUUUCAUCUUUCUACCAUUGAGCAGAGGAUCUUGCAUGAGUAUGAGCUCUGCAUUAUGAGGGUUACAUACAGAGAGCUAGUGACAGAGGAUGGGGAGUUGAUGGUGACUGCUUCCUCUGCCGAGGCUGUGAUGCCCACCUUUGACACGCCUGUCAAAAACUACCGGAUCAUGGAGGGAAUGGGUGUAACUUUUCACUGCAAGAUGGCAGGAACGCCCCUCCCCAAGAUUGCUUGGUACAAAGACGGCCAGCGUAUCAGAGCCGGCGACCGCUACCAGAUGGAGGUCCUUCAGGAUGGACGAGCCAGCCUCCGCCUGCCUGUGGUGCUGCCAGAGGAUGAGGGCGUGUACACUGCCUUGGCCACCAACAUGAAGGGAAAUGCCGUCAGCUCUGGGAAGCUCUACGUGAAGCCGUCCAAUGCCAUGAUUCCUCAGCAAUACACACCGCAGCCGGCAAUGCAAAGGAUCAGAUCCACAUCUCCUCGCUCUCUGAGCCGCUCACCUGGACGCUCCUCCAGUCGUUCCCCCGGACGUUCUCCGGCCCGCCGACUGGAAGAGACUGAUGAGGCUCAACUGGAAAGACUCUACAAACCCGUGUUUGUCAUGAAACCUUCUUCGUGCAAAUGCUCCGAGGGGCAAACUGCCAGAUUCGACCUGAAGGUGGUCGGCAGACCGAUGCCUGACACAUAUUGGUUCCAUAAUGGACAACAAGUUGUUAGCGAUUAUACCCACAAGAUUGUGGUUAAAGAGGACGGAACCCAGUCCCUGAUCAUCGUCCCCGCCCUGCCACAAGACUCCGGAGAGUGGACGGUCAUCGCUCAAAACCGAGCCGGACGGACGUCGGUCUCUGUAACUCUUACUGUUGAUGCAAAAGAAACCUUGGUGCGGCCGCAGUUCAUUGAGAAGCUGAAGAACAUCAGUGUGAAGCAGGGCACUCUGGUUGAACUGGCUGUCAGAGCCAUUGGAAACCCGCUUCCUGACAUUGUGUGGCUGAAAAACAGUGAUAUCAUCUCCCCACACAAGCACCCACACAUCAGGGUUGAAGGAACAAAAGGAGAGGCCAAAUUUCAGAUUCCCUCGACAACCGGCUCAGACAGUGCCUGGUACACUGCAACAGCCAUCAACAAGGCCGGCAGAGACACCACUCGCUGCAGAGUCAACGUUGAGGUGGACUUUGUUGAACCUGAACCAGAGAGGAAGCUCAUCAUUCCCAAAGGAACUUACAAAGCCAAGGACAUUGCCCCUCCCGAGCUGGAGCCCCUUCAUCUGCGCUACGGCCAGGAUCAGUGGGAGGAGGGCGACCUCUAUGACAAAGAGAAGCAGCAGAAACCACAGUUCAAGAAGAAGCUGACCUCUAUCAGAAUGAAGCGUUGUGGUCCGGCUCACUUCGAGUGCAGACUGACCCCAAUCGGUGACCCCACCAUGGUGGUGGAGUGGCUGCACGAUGGAAAACCCCUAGAAGCCGCCAACAGGCUGCGUAUGGUCAAUGAAUUUGGCUACUGCAGCCUCGACUAUGAAGCCGCUUACGCCAGAGACAGCGGCGUUGUUACCUGCAGAGCCACCAACAAGUACGGAGUCGACCAGACCUCGGCCACCCUGGUGGUCAAGGACGAGAAGGGUCUCGUCGAGGAGUCGCAGCUUCCCGAAGGCAGGAAGGGAGCACACCGGAUCGACGAGAUUGAACGCAUGGCUCACGAGGGAGGACCAUACGGAGUCACUGCUGAGGAAGAUACAGAUAAAAUUAAACCUGAGAUCGUACUCCUUCCCGAACCAGCAAGAGUGCUGGAAGGCGACACGGCGCGAUUCCGCUGUCGAGUGACCGGCUAUCCGGCCCCCAAGGUUAACUGGUACCUCAAUGGACAACUGAUCCGCAAGAGCAAGAGAUACAGACUUCGAUAUGAUGGCAUUUACUACCUGGAGAUCAUUGAAAUCAAAUCCUAUGAUUCAGGAGAGGUUAGAAUAUUGGCCGAGAACAACCUGGGCUCGGCCGAACACACAGUGAAGCUGGAGAUUCAGCAGAAAGAGGAUUUCAGGACUCAUCUGCGCCGUGCCCCGGAGGGAAAGGCCAUUGAGGUAGCUCCGGAACCAGGAAAGGUACAAUUUGAUGUAGUAAAGUCUGAGACGCCUCAAGAUGACUCUCAGCUAAAAGAGGUGGUCAAGCUGAAGAAGGCUCACAGAAUCGUCCGUGAGAAAGCCACGGAGGAGUCGGAGGAGCUGAGGGGCAAGUUCAAGCGUAGGACAGAGGAAGGCUACUACGAAUCCAUUACUGCUGUGGAACUCAAAUCACGUAAAAAGGACGAGUCCUACGAGGGACUGCUGAAGAAAACCAAAGAGGAGCUGCUUCACCGGGCCAUGGCUAAGGAGGAGGCUGAAAAGAAGAAGGAAGAGGAAAGGAAACUCACAGCUAAAGCUGCUAAACCAGAGAGGGUCAAGCUCUCAGCCAGCAUGGAAGCUCCCAAGAUUCUGGAACGAAUCACCAGCCAGACAGUCGCACAGGGCGACGAAGUCAAGUUCAGGGUCAGGGUCAUCGGCAGGCCCGAACCUGAAUGCCAGUGGUUCAAAAAUGGUGUUCUGCUUGAGAAGUCUGAUCGCAUUAAUUGGUUCUGGCCCGAAGAUCAUGUGUGCGAAUUGAUUAUUAAAGACGUCAGAGCCGAGGAUUCUGCUAGCGUCAUGGUUAAAGCAACCAGCAAUGCCGGAGAGACUUCCAGCCAUGCUUUCCUGCUGGUGCAAGCCAAGACGGUCAUCUCCUUCACGCAGAAGCUGGAGGAUAUCAAUGCAAAAGAGAAGGACACCACUGCCACCUUUGAGUGUGAAACCAACGAGCCUUUUGUCAAGGUCAAAUGGCUGAAGAACAACGUGGAGAUCUUCACCGGAGACAAAUACAGGAUGCACUCUGACAGAAAAGUCCACUUCCUGUCCGUGCUGAUGAUUGACAUGAGGGAUGACGCAGAAUUUACCUGCAUGGUGGUAGACGAGGACGUCAGCACUACGGCAAAGCUCAAUGUGGAAGGAGCUCCCCUGGAGAUUCUGAAGCAGCUGGAGAGCACAGAGGUUCCCGAGACCUACUCUGGGGAGUUUGAGUGUGUUGUGUCCCGAGAGGACGCGGAAGGCAGCUGGUUUCUUGGAGAGAAGCUGCUCUCUCCCAGCAGCAAGUAUGUCAUGUCCUCCCGUCGUGGAAGACAUUCCCUGUCCGUCAAGGACGUCAAGAAGGACGACCAGGGAACGUACGCCUUCAAAGUGGGCAGUUUCAAGACAAGUGCAUCGCUGAAAAUGAAAUUGCGUCCCGUGACCCUGAUGCAGCCUCUGACUGAUUUGACCAUCUGCGAGGGCGACAUCGCUCAACUGGAGGUCAAGUUCUCCCAGGAGAAUGUUGAAGGAACCUGGAUGAGGAACGACCAGCCAGUCUCAGCCUCCAACCGGGUGCACAUUAUUAUUGACAGACAGGCCCACAAGCUUCUGAUUGAAGACACCAACAAGGAUGACGGGGGCAUGUACUCCUUUGUGGUUCCCGCUCAGUCAAUCUCAACCUCUGCAAAGCUUCUCAUUCAGACCAUCGGCAUCUUAAUCCCACUGAAGGACACAAGUGCAGUUGAGGGCACCAAAGCUGUCAUAGAAGCCAAGAUCUCCGCCCAAGACGUCAUGUCGGUCAAAUGGUUCCACAACGACGAGCAGCUGAAGGCCAGCGACCGAGUGCAGAUGGUAGCAAAAGGAGCCAAGCAGCGCCUGGUCUUCAACAGGACCUACGCUUCAGACGAGGGGCGGUACAAACUGGUGGUUGGCCUUGCUGAAACCAGCUGCACACUUGCUGUUCAGACGGUCCAGAUUGUGAAAUCCAUCAAGGACAAGGAGUGCUCCGAGUCCGAGAACAUCACUUUUGAUGUUGAGGUUUCUCACCCCGGCAUCGACGCCUUCUGGACCUUCAACAGGCAGCCGAUCAAAGCUGGUGGGAAGUACAAGAUGGAGUCUAAGAACAAGUUCCACAAGCUGACCGUGAUGAACGCAAUGAAGGACGAGGAGGGCGAGUACAUGUUCGCCGCCGGUGAGAAAAUGUGCAGCGCUUCCCUCACCGUAUCAGGUGGCGCUAUCAAGAAGCCGUUGCAAGACUUGGUGGUGGCGGACUCGCAGACGUCUGUGUUUGAGUGUGAGGUCGCGAAUCCCUCCGCCGAGGGCAAGUGGCUGAAGGACGGCCACCCUGUGGACUACAACGAGAACACGCUGAGCGAGGUCAAGGGGGCCACCAGGCGCCUCAUCAUUGUGAUCACCAAGGCCACAGACGUGGGGGAGUACACCUACCAGGUCGCCACCUCGAAGACCUCUGCCACCCUGAAGGUGGAGGCUGUGAAGAUCAAGAAGACCCUGAAAAACCUGAACGUGGUGGAGACUCAAGACGCCGUGUUCAGCCUGGAGUUGACCCACAAGGACGUGAAAGGGGCGCAGUGGAUCAGGAACGGCAUUGAGAUGCUUUCCAGCGAUAAAUUGGAGAUCAUAAGCGAAGGCACGGUCCACACCCUGAAAAUCAAGAACUGCAGCACACAGGACGAGUCUGUUUAUUCUUUCAAGCUGGGAAAACUGUCUGCAAACGCCAGGCUGAACGUAGAAACCAUCAAGAUCCUAAAGAAGCCAAAGGACGUGACGUCGCUGCUAGGUGCGACUGCCGUGUUUGAGGUGGGCAUUUCGGAGGACGACAUUCCUGUGAAGUGGAUGUUCAACGAGGCAGAGCUGAGGCCCAACGGAAACUACAGGAUGCUCUCCGAGAAGAAGAGCCAUAAGCUCAUUGUCCAGGACGUGGACGGCAGCAAAGAGGGGGAGUAUACUGUGGUGGUGGGCCACCUCCAGUGCAGCGCCAGGCUCAUCGUGGAGUCCCUGCGGGUCACCAAACCCCUGAAGAGCGUCCAGCUCCCAGAGACCCAGGUGGCCACGUUGGAGUGCGAGGUUUCUCACUUUAAUGUUCCGUCCACCUGGCUGAAAGACGGUGUGCAGAUCGAGAUGAGCGAGAAGUUCAGGAUCGUAGUUCAGGGGAAACUUCACCAGCUGAAGAUCAUGAACACCAGCAGGGACGACUCUGCAGAGUACACCUUCGUCUGUGGGAACGACCGAGUGUCAGCAACGCUCACUGUCAGCCCCAUCCUCAUCACAACAAUGCUGCAAGACGUGAAUGCUCAGGAAAAAGACACUGUCACCUUUGAGGUGAACGUCAACUACGAGGGAAUCACGUACAAAUGGCUUAAGAAUGGCGUGGAGAUCCGGUCCACGGACAGAUGUCAGGCUCGAUGCAAACAGCUGAGUCACACUCUGAGCAUCAGGAACGUUCACUUUGGAGACAGCGCCAUGUACACCUUCAUGUCAGGUUCAGCAGUCGCUACAGCCAAACUCGACGUGGAGGCCCGCGUGGUUGAAUUCACAAAACACCUGAAGGACCUGAAGAUUACAGAGAAGAAGAGAGCAACCUUUGAAUGUGAGGUUUCUGAACCGAACAUUCAGGUGAUAUGGAUGAAGAACAUUCAGGAGCUGGAGAUGUGUGACAGAUAUAAAAUUACCUCAGAUAAGUAUGUGCACCGCUUGAUUCUGCCAUCUGUCCGCCUGUCCGAUGCCGGAGAAUACUCCGCCGUGGCCGGGUCAAGCAUGUCCAAGGCCAACCUAGGAGUGGAAGGACGAGACAUCAAGAUCUCAGAGCCUCCGUGCCGAGACAUCACGGUUGUUGAGAAACAAAGAGCCACCUUUGAAUUUGACGUGAACGAGGACGAGGUGGAGGGCCGCUGGCUGAGGAACGGGGUGGAGAUCCAGUUAUCGGCGGAGGAGAGGUUCAACUACGUCACCAUCAAGAAGCUACACCGCCUCACCAUCUCCGAGACCUACCGGAGUGACGCUGGCGAAUACACUUUUAUCGCCGGCAAGAACCGAAGCACUGUGAACCUCCUCGUCAGACUACCGGAGCCGCCACAGAUUGUCCGUCAGAUUCAGGCCCAGGUGGCGACUUUGGGUCGAUCGGUUCGCUUCUCGGUGAAGGUGAGCGGCCUCCCCAAGCCUCAGGUGUCCUGGUACAAAGAUUCCCAGGCACUUUCCACCAGCUACAAGUGCAAGUUCCUCCACGACGAGGACGAGCACACGCUGCUGCUGCUGGAGGUCUUCCCCGAGGAUGCCGCCAUCUAUAGCUGCGAGGCCACAAACGACUUCGGAGAGGCGAUAAGCUCUGCCCCUCUUACUGUGGAAGUCCCUGAGGUGGUCGAAACCGCUCCUCGUGUGACCGCUCCGGUCCUUGAAGUUCCCAUGCGGGACAUCCUGGUCACAGAGGGACAGCCUGCCCAGCUCCAAUGCACUGUCUCUGGAGAAGAUCUGCAGAUAUCUUGGUUCCAUGGUGAUAAAGAAGUCCAACAGUCAAACACGUUCAGGAUAUCUCGCUAUGGCAAAACCUGCCAGCUGGACAUUUCCAGAGUUCUCCUGGACCACGAUGGAGACUACUUGUGUGUGGCUACAAAUUCAGCAGGAAUGGUCAGAUGCUCUGCCACUUUGAAUAUCGACGAUGAAAAAACCUUAGCUAGUGUCAGAAGCACCGGGGCUGAGACUAAACUCAGUCAACAAAGUCAUCUGAAGGCUCAGACUGAGACCUUCAGGUCUGUGUCAGUGGGGCAAACAGAGUUUUCUGAGAGGUCCUCUGUGUCUUUGAGGACAGUUGAGGAUCAGAUGGAGAGCGUGAGCUCUGUGAAGACAUUCUCCCAGAGCUUUUCUGACCUCAAACCCCCUGCCGGCCCCCAACUGCUGACGGAAAUGAGCGACGUCCGGGUGAAAAGCGGCGACAAGGCGGAGUUCAGCUGCUUGUUUAAGGGACAGCCCUUCACUGUGGUGAAGUGGGAUCAUAACGGCCAGAGUGUGCCGGAAACAGACCGGGUGAGGAGCUCUGCUACGGGGGGGCUGUUGUCCCUGGUCAUACAGGGAGUUGUAGUGGCGGACCAGGGUGUGUACUGCUGCACCGCCACCAACCAGCACGGCCACAACCGCUCCUCCGCCCAGCUCACCGUUGAAGCAAAAGAAGCGAAUGUCAAAGCAGAAACCCCAAUCCCUACCGACUCUGUGCCUAAAGUGUCUCAGACAGACAGGGAGACCUCUAGAGGUCCUCCCGACCAAGACCAGCGGGAGCCCGCAGAGAAGCCGGCACUAUCACCUCUAUCUUCCCGGAGAACCCACAGCCUCAUCAGAUACCUGUAUUUCCCCGACGUGGUGCCUCAUGAGCAGCAAAGUCAUUGCCUCUCCAGCUGUCCCGAGUUCCUGGUCAAACUCCCCUCAGAGCUGCUGGUCCGGAACAAAGACGGCAGCUCCUUGAGUUGCCCAAUGAAGUGGGCGCCCAGUCCUUUGGUCAUUUGGCUUUACAAUCGGUUGAAUGUUGAGGAUUCCAUUACUUACUCUCUGAAACACGACGGCCCCCUGUGCCCCGUAAAAGUUAACAGUGUGGGACCCGGACAAAGGGGCUCUUACUCUUUCAAAAAUGUCUGCUCAGCUGGGGAUGCUGAGGGCAGCACGGUGACGUCAGGUUGGCAUCUGCAUGCUUCUGGUCAUUCUGCUCACUCAAGCUCAUUCUCACUGCUUUCCCACACAGCCAACAGAGGCACACUCCUUCACACAGGGACACAGCUUCUUCCACAGGUGCUGCACAUUAGGGAUCAAAAGGAUGCAUUUACGGCAGUGGAGCAGGAACCUCUGACUCAGGUCCAACAGGAAGUGAAAGUAAAACCUGUGUUCAGACACCGGAUCGUCCCGAUAGAGAUCAACAUUGGCAACAGAGCCAAGUUCGAAUGUGAAACUGAGGACGCUCCAAAUGUGAGCUUCAAGUGGUUCAAGGACGGAAACCCCAUCAAAGAUGGUGAAAAGUAUAGGAUCAUCAGUCGCUUCAGUGCUUCCUCACUGGAGCUUCUGAGCCCAAACAAGGACGACAGCGGUGAAUACACCUGCAAGGCAUCCAAUCAGCACGGUGAUGAAGAAUGCUCUGCCUCUCUCAGCGUGACAGAGCACUGCCCACCUGCCUUUAUAACUAAACUUCAGCCUCAGAUUGUGUAUGCUGGAAAGAGGGCAAUAAUACAGUGUGUAGUAACAGGAUCUGCUCCACUGGAUGUUGUCUGGCUCAAAGACAACCAGGCCUUACCCAAAGAGCCUGCACACUACCAAACCUCGUGUGACAAAAAUAAGCACACUCUUGAAAUCCCCAAAGUCAAGCCGGCCGACGGGGGGCUUUACGUGUGCAAAGUUUCAAAUAAUGUUGGGACCACCGAGUGCAGCGCGGAGCUGCGUGUCAUUGACCAGCCCAACUUUGUGAGGACCCUGGGUCCCGUGGCGGCCGUGGUUGGAGCUCCUUUGCAACUGAAGUGUCAGGUAGAUGAGGACACUGGAGUGUCUGUCUCCUGGAUCAGAGAUGGUAGAAAGGUCCACCAGUCUCCAGACUGCAAACUGUCUUUUGAGGAUAAGAUGGUCACUCUUGAUAUCCUAAAGACCACACUGAAAGAUUGUGGGAAUUAUGUGUGCACAGUGACAAAUGACGCUGGGAGUGCAACUUGCUCCACCUCGGUGAAGGUUCAAGAGCCGCCAGUCUUUGUGAAGAGGCUCGAAGCCUCCACAGUGUGGAAGCAAGGCAGCACUGCCCAGCUCCAGUGCUCCAUCAAAGGCUCCCCCGAACUCCACACCUGCUGGUUCUUUAACGGCAGCGAGUUGUCUGCCAGUGGCAGACAUGAGAUUGGGCUAAAAGAUGGUGUCACAACUCUUGAGAUAAAGGAUGUCAUGUUGAGUGACAGUGGGACCUUUACCUGUGAGGUUCUUAAUGAGUCUGGCUGUGAAAGCUGUAGCACUAAAACAACAGUGAAAGAACCGCCUUCUUUCACAAAGGAGUUAACCUCCUUAGAGGUGGUCAGAGGAUCUAUAGCUCUACUGGAGUGUGAGAUUGCAGGCUCUGUGCCGCUUAAAGUGGUCUGGAGAAAGAAUAAGAAACACCUGUCUGCAGAUAAGAAGUACAGGAUUGUGUCACAGGGCUCUCUGACCUCUCUGGAGAUCCACUCAUUUGAGAGUGCUGACAUUGGAGAAUACGAAUGUGUCAUAUCAAAUGAGGUCGGGUCCGCAACCUCAAAGUCAGUGACUAAACAGAAAGAGCCUCCUGUGUUCUCAAAGAGGGUCGAGAGUGCUACGGCAGUUUUGGCUAAUACAGUGAAACUACAGGGGACCCUGAAAGGCUCAGCUCCCAUCACCAUCAAAUGGAUGAAAGACUCUGAGCUGCUCAGAGAUGACGAUCCUAACGUCAAAAUGAUAUUUGAGGGCAACGCGGCUGUAAUGUUAUUCUCAUCUGUCCAGAUAAAGCACGGCGGCAAGUACACUUGCCUUGCCAUCAAUGAGGCUGGACAACAGAAAUGCGAAGCUGUCUUAACAGUUCAAGAACCUGCUAAGAUAUUAGAGAAAGCAGAGUCAAUCAGUGUGACUACGGGAAAUUCUGCUACGUUGGAGUGCAAGAUUUCUGGAAGCCCAGACCUUAAAGUGAAGUGGUUGAAAGACGGCAAGGAGAUGAUCAGUGGCCGUAAAUACAAGAUGACCGUCAAGCAGAACACUGCCGUCCUAAAAAUUCUCUCAGCAGACAAAGGAGACACUUCAGAGUACACAAUGGAGGUGUCCAAUAAAGUGGGGAAAGACCUGUGCACAUGCUCAGUCACUGUUAUAGAUCGAGCCAUUCCACCAUCCUUCACUCGAACUCUAAGGAAAGUGGAUGCGAGUGUUGGUAGCAAUGUUAUCUUGGAAUGCAGAGUUGCUGGAUCUCAGCCGAUUGUGGUUUCGUGGUUCAAAGACCAACAGCAAAUCCACAGUAAUGGCAAAUAUCAACUUGAUUUCAGUGAGAUCACAGCCUCUGUUUCCAUAAGAGGCCUUGAGCAAAGUGAUGGUGGAGUUUAUACCUGCCGGGCCUCUAACGACGCUGGAGAGAAAGAGACCAGCGGUACUGUGUCCGUCAAAGAACCUCCUGUCUUCACGAUGAAGCCUGAAUCCCAGGACGCUUCACAGGGAUCAAAUGUUGUCCUAAAAUCAGCCUUUACAGGAUCAGCUCCUCUGAUUGUCAAAUGGUUCAGAGAGGAGAAAGAGAUCACAAGUGGAGGCUCAUAUUUCAUAAAGAAAGAUGCCUCUUCGAGUUCUCUGGAGCUCAACUCUGUGAAACCCAGUGAUUCCUCCGAGUACAUUUGCCAAGUGUCCAAUGAUGCCGGGAAGGUGGAUUGCACCGCGGUCCUCUUUGUGAAAGAGCGCAAAGUGCCUCCAAGCUUUACCAAAAGGCCGUCUGAGUCCAUGACGGUUUCAGAGGGUAAGACAGUGAAGAUGGAGGGCCGGGUGUCCGGCUCCCAGCCGCUGGAGGUGACCUGGUACAAAGACGACGAGGAGGUCCGUGGUUCCGACAAUUACGAAGUGAGCUUCACAGACAACAUGGCGGUGCUGAGCGUCAGAAACUCCAGUUCCUCAGAUGGGGGCGUUUACACCUGCAAGGCCUCCAACGAAGCUGGAGAAGCUUCCUGUCGGGUCUCUCUGUCCAUCUCAGAAGCAGGCCAGCCUCCUGUGUUCGACGUCCCUCUGGAGCCUUUGACGGUGAGCGAGGGUGAGAAGUUGAGCCUGAAAUGCGUGGUCAGCGGUUCUCCUCCUCUCACCAUCCAGUGGAUGAAGGACAGGAGGGAGCUUAAGUCCAGCGGAAAUACCAAGAUCAUGUUUGAGGGCGGGGCAGCGUGUCUGGAGGUCAGCCCGGUGUCCAUGAGCGACGGUGGAGAUUACCUCUGCAAAGCCAGCAACGCUGCCGGCAGCAGCUUCUGCAAGUCCAGGGUCAUGGUGAAAGGUGACGGAAAAGAUAAAGUAGCAAAAACUUCGCCCAGCGAGGCUGCCGCUCCUGUGGCCCCUGCUGCUGUGGCUCCAGUCAAAAGGCUCGACAACCUCUUCUUCAUCGAGGAACUUCAGAACAUUUCUGUGACAGAGAAGGGCACCGCAACCUUCAUCGCCAAGAUUGGCGGUGACCCGAUUCCCAGUGUGAAGUGGAUGAAGGGGAAGUGGAGGCAGAUCACCCCCGGCGGCCGCAUCUCCAUAGAGCACAAGGGCCAAGACGCCAAGAUGGAGAUCAGGGAGGUCACCAAGUCCGACUCCGGCCUCUACCGGUGCGUCGCAACCAGCAAGCGCGGAGAGAUCGAGUGCAGCGCAGAGGUAGAUGUAACCAAGAAGGAAGAGGCGGCCGGAAUGGGAGACAUUCGGACUAGGCUAAAGAAGACUCCAUCGAAGCAGAAGAGUCCCAAGAAAGAUGAAGACCUCAACAUUGUGGAGCUGCUGCGAGGUCACGACCCCAAAGAGUAUGAGAAGAUCCUGCAGGAUCACGGCAUCCACGACUUCCGCGCCAUCCUGCAGGCAGUGGAGUUCCUCAAGAGGGAGAAGGAGAUGGAAUCCGGAAAAGUGGAGGUGGAACAUGGCGGCCGGGUGGAGGAGGAGGACAUGACCCGACUCCUCCGGGAUCUGGAGGGACGCGUCUGCACAGAGCCUGUCUCCGUGAUCGAGGACAUCAGCGACCAGACGGCGGCAGAGAACCAGAUCGCCGCCUUCGAGUGCCGGAUCCGGAUCAACUACCCGGAGAUCAGCCUCACCUGGUACAAAGGCACCCAGAAGCUGGACGCCGGAGACAAGUACGACAUCAGCAGCGCCGGCGAGCUACACUGUCUGCGCAUCAAGAGCUGCCAGGCAAAAGACCAGGGUAGCUACCGGGUGGUGUGUGGGCCGCACAUCUCCAACGCCAAGCUCACCGUCACAGCAGAAGAGAGAGAACCUGUGGGGGAAUCAGUAGAGAGGACUCAGGUGCAGACCAUAGAAAAAGUCCCAGCAGUUCCUGAGGUUUACAGGAGUCCAGAUGGGAAACCUGGGGCUACGCCUCCCGUCACAGUUCUAAUGAAACCAGAACUCGAACAAGAGAAAGUGAGGGUUCAUCUUCAGCCAAAGACUGAGUCAGUUCCCCAGAAACAGAAGCCUGAAUUGAUGCCUGAACCCGAGGCACCUCAAGUGGAACCUGCAAAGAGAAGACCAGCAGCUUUAGAACUACCAGAACCAGAAGAACCUGUACUUCAGCCGACAGCACCACAGGCUACCCCACCCAAGUCUGAUGCUGUUCCAGCUGAAGUUGUCUCAGAACCAAAGACAUCUGAGCUUGCAAGAAAACCAGAUCUGGUAGAUAAACCUGAGCCAGAAGCACCGAGGUCUGAGACGAAACCCCAAAAGGUUCUGGAAGAAGCAAAGAAGGCACCAGAAGUGCCAAAGAAGGUAGCAGAAGAGCCAAAGAAGGUACCCAAAGUGUCGAAGAAGGUACCAGAAGAGCCAAAGAAUGCCCACAAACUUGUGACUGAACCAACAGCUGAAACAAAGCAACCAGUGCAGAGGCACCAAGCUCCCACACCAGCUGAAAAGCCUUCACAACAAGUAGAGCACAGCGAGAUACAACAGGAAACAACUUCUAAUGCAGCUAAUGCACAGCCGGAGGCGGAAAAACCCAUCAAAGUUCUCUGCAAGACCGAUCUUAAGCAAACAACAGCAGUGCUUGAAGACAGCAGGGAGUCGACUCUAAGGACGAGCAUUCCUCUGUCAGAAGAAGUUGGACAAAAUGAACAGAAAGUCAGUUCUUAUGAAAGGGGAGAAGAGGUCACUGAGUCAACUUCUAAAAGGGAGAUAAGACAGCAAAUGGUUUCGACAUGGUACGGUGGAGAUCUGAAGAUAGAGGACAUUAAGCCAGCAAACACUGAACAUGAGGCCAAGCUGCAGGACACCCAACCUUAUUGCGUAGAAGACUUUCCAGAAGACAAAGCAGUGGACUCUUUGAGGUUCAUCCCCCCACCUCUUAAAGAAGCAGACCUUCUUCAAUUAAAUAGAGACAUCGCACCUGUACCUGAAAAGACUUAUCCCACAAACAAAGAAGUUCCUCAUCCAGACACCGGGUUCACAUCCCAAAAAGAUCUAGCCUUAAAGAUAACUAAAGAAAAAGUCAAGAAACAUGUGGAAGCUGAUAUUCCUUCAACCUUUGCCAAGCAGAGAGACGUCACUGAAUCAUUUGUAUUGGUACUUCACAACAAAGUACUUCCAAUGGAUGAUCUCGUUCAACAUGAGAUAUCUUCUACAUCUAAAGAAAUCACUGUAGAAGAAAAGUCAAGAGUUCAUGAAGAAAUCUCUCUCUUCGAGCGAGCCAAGUCUGUUAAAGAGGAAGAUGUUCCAUUCAUUAGAUCCAUAACUCCUCCACCUGAAAACUUAACACAAGUUCCUCUUUUUCAUCCAAUGACAAAGGUUUCUCCCAAAGAACAAGUAAAAAUCCCUAAAAAGACAGAUUCUACAAUGCUGAAAUCUCCCAAAGCUGCAGCAGAGAUGUAUGUUAAAGACAUAGUACCUUUGGAGGAACCGACUCUUGUGUUUCCUGAAGAAGACCCAGCAACAACAUCUAAACCAGCACAAAGUUCUUCACCUGAGAAGAAAGUAUGUUCUGAAGACGUUUUACCACCAAAAGAACCUGUUCUGCCUCCAUUGAAAGCCUUUGCCGAAGCCAAGGUUGCCCCAACUAAAAGAUCUCAAGUUCCCCUGCAGAAGAAAGCUCUGACCCCUGAAAAAGAAACUCUUCUUCCAAAGCAGUCUUCUGUGGCACAAGACGUUAUCACAACUCAGGUGGAUUCACCCAAAGAAGUAAUUACACCUCCAGCAACAAGAGAAGACGACAAGAAAGCCAUGAAGGGAACACAGGAGAUGCGACUGCAAACUCCUCAGAAAGGGUCUCCUCUGGAGGAAAAGGUACCAACGGCACCAAAGCCUUCUGUUCCUGCUGCUGCAGCCAAAGUAGCUCCUCCUGCAGUUUCUCUACCUGAGGAGAAGACAGAUUCUGCACCAAAGCCAAAGUCUUCACCUGAUCCUCUUGCUCCUGCAGAGAAAUUUGCUCUCCCUGAAGUGUCUCGUCCAGAGGAGAAGAAACUGGCUGCACCAAAGCCUUCACCUCCUGUUGCUCCUGCAGUGUCUCCUCCAGAAGAAAAGAAACCAAAUCCUCCUGCAGUUGGCGUUCUUGUAGCUCAAGUUGCUCCGGUGGAGAAGAAACUGUCUCCAACAGUGAAAAAGCCUGAACCUUCUCCUGUAUCAGAGACAAUGUCUCCGCCCGAAGACAAGGGACCGGUUUCAGCACCUGGACCAACUAAAGCACAAGCUCUUAGGAAAAUGGGUCAAAUCCCAGUCCAGGACGCAAAAAAUACGAAAUCACCAAAGAAGAGGAGUAAGUUCAGCAGCUUACCCAAAGAGACGGAUCCAGUACCAGAGGUUGUUAAGCUGAAAAAGGUUCCAGUGAAAGCUACAGACCCUGAGGGACAGGUUAAAACUCAGAAACCAGAAGGGACGAGGCGCCAAGAUGAAGAACUAGCGGUAGAUCGAGAAAUAAUAACUCUUGGAAGAACUGAGCGAGUCGUCACUGCAGAUGACGAGAAGGCCCAGUUGGGCUACUUUGAGGAGGCUGAAGAGAGAGCAGGUUGCCAGUUCCCUAAGCUUGAAAAAAGAACAACCAAACUGACAAAGGUGGAUGAGCAAAAAGACUCAACCAAACUAAAACCAUUUGAAAAGUCAGAAAAACCAGAAAAAGAACAAGAGAAGCUCAAACUGAAAAAGCCCAAACAGGAAGAUGUAAAUUAUAGAGUUGAAGCAACGAGGCAUUGUGAUACAGAAAUGACUGUUCAGAGUCUGCGCAUUAGACAGAAUCAUGAGGUUUUAACGCUUGGAAGUUUUACUGCAGCCGACAAGGAAUCCAAAAUGGGUCUUUUGGAGGAUCAUGAAAAGCCCAAGGACGAAGAUGAGAAAUCAAAAUGGAGUCAAACUCCUAAAGAGCCAAAAAUUCAAGAACCUGAACCAGAUUUAACAAAAUAUAAAAUAAAUAAGAUGCCAAUGAAAGAGGAAGAGCUGUGUGUUGUGACACUUAAACCAUUUGAAAAGCUUGAGAAACCCGUAAGAGCCGGACCUGCAAAAGCUGAGAACGAGAAUGAGAAGACACGGUAUACAGAUGACAAUACAUUUAGGAGACUAGAGAUGCCUUGUAGAGACCAACCAACUUCUACUAUAACACAAAAAAAAGACCAAGAUGCUCCAUUUAAGAGUCCAGAGGUAACACCUGAGUCCAGCAAAGACCAGAAAGAUAUACCCAAAGUCACCAAGUCUUUAGAAAAGCCACCAACAAAGGAUCCUAGUCAAGCUCAAACUCCUAAAGAACCAAAGGAGCAACAACUUAAGGAAAUCGAAAAGACUGCAACACAUAUAGAAAAUACAGAAAGGGAGAUCCCACAAAAAGAAAACAAUAUCCCGAAAAAGGGGGUUGAACUCAAAAAGACCCCUUCGCCUCAAGUGGCUAAAGACAAGGCGGAGGAAAAGAAGCCCUUCAAACCAUUGGAGCAACCGAAGAGGAUUGAGCUGAAAAAGACUAUGUCAUCAUUAUUUAAUGAGCAAAGACCUAAAGAAAUUGAACACAUCCCCACUGAGAAGAAACCAAAUGAACAGAUUUCGGCAAACGACUCGGUUGAAGCUGAGUUUCCGAAGAAGCCGUCGCCAGAGGUGUUUUUUCAACAAGAACAACCUGGGAGAGCCAGGGUUCCUCUGGUGAAGGAGGUCUCUCCUGGAGCAGUGCAGAUGAAGAAGCUGCCCACCCAGCCAGAGGAGGAGGCUGAAGGGGGCGAGGAAGAAGAAGCCUGGGGCUGGGAACUGGUUCCCACUGAUGACUGGGAAGGCAAAGCAGAUGAUGCGGCGUUGGAGACUCCAGGAAUGCCCGGCGGCAAACGAGAUGGAAAACCAACUGAAGACCCACCUAAAGGCAGAGGCCGAGGACUUGGGGCGAGACAGACCCCGUCUCCUGGUGACGGAGGCCGGGGCCGUGGUCUGAGGCCUGGAGGAAAAGGCCCGUCGCCGCCGGAGGAACCCUUUGGAGGAUUCAAACUGAAAGCCGUCCCCCUGAAGUUCAUCAAGAAGAUCCAGGACAUCGUGCUGCAGGAGGCCGAGUCCAUCGGCUCGUCCGCCGUGUUCGAGUGCGAGGUCUCGCCCUCCACCGCCAUCGCCACCUGGAUGAAAGACGGCAGCAACCUGCGCGAGGGCCCCAAGCACAAAUUCACCUCCGACGGCAAAGACCGAAAGUUGAACAUCAUCGACGUGCAGCUGUCCGACACCGGCGAAUACACCUGUAUCGCAAAGAACGCCGGCAAGGAGAUAUCCUGCACAGCCAAGCUCAUUGUAGAAGAGCUGCCUGUGAAAUGGCUGAAAGAGCUGGAGCCAGAGACUUCCUGUAUGAAGGGUCAGCCCAUGUAUCUGAUCUGUGAGCUGAACAAAGAGAGAGACGUCAUCUGGAAGAGGAACGGCGCCCUCCUGAAGAAACUAGCUGGGAAAAUAGCCAUUAACAUCAUUGGCAUGCAGCAUGCCAUCACCAUUCAGAACGCCACAGAGGAGGACGCCGGCGCAUACACAUGCGAAGUGGAGGGAAAUGAAGAUGUCAAGACAACCACCAAUGUCAAAGUCAUCGAAAUCAUCAAAGACUGGCUGGUUAAGCCUCUGAGGGACCAGCAUGUGAAACCAAGGGCCAAAGCCACAUUUAAAUGUGAGCUUUUCAAGGACACCCCCAACUGGAAGUGGUUCAAAGGAGACAAUGAGGUCGCUCCUUCUGACAAGGUAGAUAUCCACAAAGAUGGAAAGGACGUGACGCUCACCAUCAACAACUGCCAGCCCAACGACGUGUCCGACUACACCAUCGAAGUGGAGGAUCGCAGAUACACGGCCAAGCUCACUCUGGGAGAGCGUGAGGCUGAGGUCCUGAAGCCCCUCUCCAGCGUGGAGGUGGUUGAGAAGGAGGAAGCCAACUUCGACACUGAAAUAUCUGAGGAGGAUGUGGCCGGCGAAUGGAAGCUGAGGGGGCAGGUGCUGAUGAGGUCUCCGAGCUGUGACAUCAAAGCUGAAGGCAAGAAACGUUUCCUGACGUUGAAACACAUCCAGCUGGAUCAGGCGGGUGAAGUGUCCUAUCAGGCCCUGAACGCCGUCACCAGCGCCAUGCUCAGUGUCAAAGAGAUCGAAAUGGGCUUUGUUGACCAACUGAAAGACCUCAAGGUGCCUGAAAAGAAACAGGCCAAGUUUGAAUGUACUGUCACCAAGGAGGUGUCAAAGGUCAUGUGGUUCAGGGGAACAGAGAUUAUUACCCCGGGCCCCAAAUAUGAAAUAUUGGACGACGGAACUAAACACAUGCUGAUUGUAAACAGCUGUGAGUUUACCGACGAGGCUCAGUACACUGUGGAAGUGUUGGGACACAAGUCGUCCGCUCAGCUGGCAGUGGAAGGCAUGAGGCUCAAAUUUGUGCAGCAGCUUCAGGACCAAACUGUGAAAGAAGGUAAAGCAGUUCAGUUCGAACUGGAACUGUCACACGACAACGUGCCAGUGGUUUGGUACCGAAACGAGACGAAGCUCCAUGUGAGCCGAACGGUGCUCACGAACGUGGAAGGAAAGAAACAUACUCUAGAAAUAAGGAUGUUGUCUCUAGAUGAUACCUGCCAGAUAAAGGCAGAGGCCAAAGGGAUUUACUCCACAGCAAAGCUCAAUGUCAUAGAGGGCGAUGCCGUCUUCGUUGUGAAGCUGCAGGAUUACACGGCCACAGAGAAGGAGGAGGUGAGUCUGGACUGUGAGCUGAGCAAAGACGUGCCCGUCAUCUGGUACCACAGCGAGAAGGAGAUCAUCGCCUCCAAGUUGAUUGUCAUGAAGUCGGAGGGAACUCGAAGGUCUCUGAUUCUGAAGAAGGCAGAGCAGAGUAAUAAAGGACAAUAUGUAUGUGACUGUGGAACGGACAAGACCUCGGCCAACAUCAACAUCGAAGCUCGAGACAUCAAGGUGGUCCGGCCGAUUUAUGGUGUGGAGCUUUUUGACGGAGAGACGGCUCGCUUCGAGGUGGAGAUCUCUGAAGAUGACGUCCACGGCCAGUGGAUGCUGAACAGAGAAGUCCUCAGCCCUUCUUCUGACGUGGACAUCAUUGAAGAGGGCGGCAAACAUACGCUCAUUCUGUACAACUGUAAGCUCUCCAUGACCGGUGAGGUGGCGUACACCGCUGCCAAUGCCAUCUGUUCUGCUAACCUAAAGGUCAAAGAACUUCCUCUGAACUUCCUGACAUCGCUCAGUGACGUUCAGGUGUACGAGAAAGACGAGGCGAGGUUCGAGCUGGAGCUGUCCAGACCCCCAAAGAGUUUCCGCUGGCUGAAAGGUCCUCAGGAGCUGCAAAGCGAUGACAAAUACGAGAUGAUCCAAGAGGGAAACAUGUAUGCUCUGGUGAUCCGAUUGGCCGCCUACGACGAUGAGGCCAAGUACAUGUUUGAAGCAGAGGACAAGAGGACGACGGGCAAGCUUGUCAUCCAAGGUAUUCGCCUGGAAUUUGCUAAACCAAUCAAGGACGUGACUGUGAAGGAGCGGGAAACGGCCGAAUUCAGCGUGGAGCUCUCCCACGACAAGAUCCCGGUGGUCUGGUACAAAAACGACAUCCGCCUUCACCCCAGCAAGGUGGUGCACAUGUCGGAUCACGGAAAGACCCAUGUGCUGGCCUUCAAAGAGGUCACCAUCGACGACACGUCCAUGAUCAAAGUGGAGGCCAUGGACAAAAGCGUGACUGCCAUGCUCACCGUGCUCGAGGGCGAUCUCUAUUUCACCACCAAGCUGCAGAACUAUACCGCCGUGGAGAAGGAUGAGGUGAAGCUGGUUUGCGAACUGAGCAAAUCCGUUGCUGAUGUGAAAUGGUUCAAGGACAGCAAAGAGAUCAUUCCCUCUAAGAACAUGGCCAUCAGCACCGACGGGAAGAAGCGCAUCCUAACGGUCCGGAAGGCAGAGAAGACCAACAUCGGAGAGUACACCUGCGACUGUGGCUCAGAUAAAACCACAGCCAACCUCAACAUUGAAGAGCGCGACAUCAAGGUCGUUCGACCACUUUACAGCAUUGAGGUCACAGAGACGGAAACGGCCAAGUUUGAGACAGAGAUUUCAGAAGAAGACGUCCAUGGGAAUUGGAAGCUGAAGGGAGAAGCUCUGCACUCGUGUCCCGAUGUGGAGAUUAAGGAGGAGGGAACCAAGCACAUGCUGAUCCUCUACAACGUCCGGAUGGACAUGGCUGGAGGCGUCGACUUCUCAGCAGCCAACGCCAAGUCCAAUGCUCAGCUCAGAGUAAAAGCUCGGUCCAUUGGUGUGCUGCGUCCUCUGAAGGACGUGACAGUGACGGCCGGGGAGACAGCAACCUUCGAGUGCGAGCUGUCUUACGAAGGUAUCGUGGUGGACUGGUUCCUGGGGGGUCAGAAGAUGGCGGCGAGCGACCGGGUGAAGACUCGCGUGGCGGGAAAAGUUCACACCCUGACCGUCAGAGAGGUUGCGCUGUGCGAGGCCGGAGAAGUCAAACUCAGCACCAAAGACUUCCAGACGCACGCUAAGCUCAUCAUCAGAGAGCCGGCGGUUGAGUUCUCCAAGCCUCUGGAGGACCAGACGGUGGAGGAGGAAGUCACCGCCACGCUGGAGUGUGAAGUCUCCAGAGAGAACGCAGAGGUCCAAUGGUUCAGGGACGGACAAGAGAUCAGGAAGACCAAGAAGUACGAGAUGAUUGUAGACGGGCGCAAGAGGGCGCUGCUGGUCCACGACUGCUCUCCGGACGACUCCAAGACCUACACCUGUGAUGCCAAAAGCUUCAAGACCUCCUGCUUCCUCAAUGUGGAACCUCCUCAAGUGGAAUUCACCAAGCCUCUGCAGGACGUGGAGGUCAAAGAGAAGGAAUCGGCUAAGUUUGAAUGUGAAGUGUCCCGCGAGAUGGCCAAGGUCCGCUGGUUCAAAGACGGCAACGAGAUCCGGAAGAGUAAGAAGUACGAGAUCCUGGCUAAGGGGGUCCAGAGGACCCUCGUUGUCCACAAGUCCGCCUUCGACGACGAGGCUGAGUACGAGUGUGACGCAAGAACCUCAAAGAGCUCCGCCAUGCUCACAGUCAUCGAGGAGGCAGCCCGGUUCACCAAGAACCUGUCCAACGUAGAGGGCACAGAGACAGACAACGUGAAGAUGAUCUGCGAGGUCUCCAAGGCCGGCGCCGAGGUCACAUGGUACCGGGGGGAGGAGGAGUUGCCCGAAGGAGGGCGCUAUGAGCAUGUGGUGGACGGACGCAAGAGGAUCCUUAUCAUCCAGGACCUGAGGAUGGAGGACGCCGGAGACUACAACUGCAGGCUGAGCACCGGUAUCAAGACCUCUGCCACACUCAAGCUCAAUGAGCUGGCGGCAGAGUUCAUUGCCCGUCCUGAGAACCAGGAGGUGGUGGAGGGCGAGAAGGCCGAGUUUGCCUGCUCCGUAUCCAAGGAAACCUAUGAGGUGAAGUGGUUCAGAGGAGACAAGGAGGUGGAAGCCGGGGACAAGUACACCGUGAUCAGCGAGGGAAAGAGGAGAGCUCUAAUUGUAAAAAGCUGUGAGAUGAAAGACGAGGGAGGUUACGUCGCACACAUUGGUGGUGUGAAGGCGUCCGCCGACCUAUUCGUAAUUGAGAAACUGAGGAUCAUCACACCCAUCAAAGACACGGAGGUGAAGGAGGGAAGUGAGAUUGUGUUCAACUGCGAGACGAAUGCAGAGGGAGCAAAGGCCAAGUGGCUGAAGAACGAGGAGACGAUAUUUGAGAGCGGCAAGUACGUGAUGGUCCAGAGGGACAACGUGUUUUCUCUGAGGAUCAGAGACGCCCAGAAGGGAGACGAGUCAAGCUACACCAUCACCCUGACCAAUCAGAGGGCGGAACACGCAAAGAGCACCGCCAGCGCUAGAGUGACCGCGGAGAAGCUGAGGUUCCUGGAUCCCAUCGAGGACGUGGAGACCCAGGAGAGGAAGACAAUCAGCUUUGUGUGCAAGGUGAACCGGCCCGAGGUGACGGUGAUGUGGAUGAAGGCUGGCCAGGAGGUAGUGCUCAGCAAGCGCGUGGUCUACCGGGCUGACGGGCUCAAGCACACGCUGACCGUCAAGGACUGCACAAUGGAGGACGAGGGCGAGUACACCGCCGUCAUUGGGGACGACAAGUGCGCCGCCGAGCUGAUCAUCAGCGAGGCGCCCACAGAGUUUGCCGCGCAGCUCAAGGACCAGACCAUCACCGAGUUCGAGGACGCGGAGUUCACCUGCAAGCUCACCAAAGAGAAGGCUGUGGUGAAGUGGUACAGGAACGGACGGGAGAUAAGAGAAGGAGCGAGAUAUCACAUGGAAAAAGAAGGCCGGACAUGCAGACUAAUGGUGAAGGUGUGCAGACCGGAUGAUGAAUGUGAAUAUGCCUGUGGUGUGGAUGAGAUGAGGACCAGGGCCAGGCUCUUUGUUGAAGAGACCCCGGUGGAGAUCGUCAGACCUCCUCAGGACGCGUUCGAACCUCCGGGCUCUGACAUCGUGUUCGAGGUGGAGCUCAACAAGGACCGGGUGGAGGUGAAGUGGAUGCGGAACAACAUGAUCAUCGUCCAGGGAGACAAAUACCAGAUGAUUAGCGAGGGUAAAGUCCACAGACUGCAGGUCUGUGAGAUCCGACCUCGGGAUCAGGGAGAGUACAGAGUCGUCGCCAAAGACAAAGACGCCAAAGCCAAGCUGGAGCUGGCAGCUGUUCCAAAGAUCAAAACCACUGACCAGAAUCUGGUCACGGACGCCGGUAAGCCCUUCGUCAUGAGCGUCCCUUAUGACGCCUACCCUCGUGCCGACGCCGUGUGGUUCCUUGCUGGCACCGCACUGCCGGUCCAGAACAUCGACACCUCCGCCGACAAAACAGAGUUCCGCCUGAAGAGCCCCAGCAAGGAGGACCGGGGCAGGUACAAGGUGGUCAUCAAGAACAAGCAUGGCGAGGGGGAGGCGUUUAUCGACCUUGACGUGAUCGACGUCCCCGCACCCGUGAAGAACCUGAGAGUGGUGGACACUUCUGACGGGGAGGUUAGUUUGGCCUGGGAUGAGCCUGAGAGCGAUGGCGGAAGCAAGAUCGUGGCCUACGUGGUGGAGAGGCGUGACUUGAAGCGGAAAACCUGGACGCUGGCUACAGACCGCGCCGACACACCCGAGUACUGCGUCAGCGGCCUCCAGAAGGACUCUAUGUACCUCUUUAGGGUCUGUGCUCGGAACCGGGUCGGCAGCGGACCCGUCGUUGCCACCACGGACGCCGUCCAGGCCAAGAACAAGUUUGAUGUUCCAGAUGCUCCGGAGAACGUCGCUGUCGGAGGGGUGAACAGGGUUGGUGUCACCAUCACCUGGGAGCCCCCCAAGCAUGAUGGUGGCUCCGAGGUCACCGCCUACGUGAUUGAACUACGCGACAGGACCGCCGUAAAGUGGGAGGCGUCCAUGGUCUGUAGUGCCAGCGACCACUCGGCCACGCUGAGCGACGUGGUGGAGAACAAGGAGUACAUCUUCAGGGUCCGGGCCGAGAACAAGGCCGGCAUCGGCAAGCCCAGCGCGGCUACAAAGCCAGUCAAAAUCAUGGAUCCAAUCGAGAGACCGAGUCCACCUCUGAACCUGAACUACUGCGACCAAAUCAAGACGGCCGUCACACUGACCUGGGAGACACCCACCAGCAACGGCGGCAGCUUGAUCACCGGAUACGUGAUUCAGAAAUGCGACGACGGUGCCGACAAGUGGCUCCGGUGCAACGCCAGACUAUGUCCUGACCUCUCCUACAGGGUGUCCGGUCUGAAACCUGGUCAGAAGUACAUUUACAGAGUUUGUGCUGAGAACGCCGCUGGCUUGUCUGAUCCGGCCGAGCAACUCGGACCACUUCUCGCCGAUGACCCUCACGUUGGUCCGACCUUUGACCUCAGGGGCUUCAGGAACGGCCUGGAGGUGAUCGUCCCUCAGCCUCUCACCAUCAGAGUCCCCAUAACCGGGUACCCGACCCCCGUCGCCAAGUGGACCUUUGGGGAGAAGGCACUGACCACGGAGGACGAACGCGUCUCCAUGGUGACAAAGCCUACGUUCACGGAACUGACAGUGACGCCGAGCGUCCGUCCUGACAAGGGCACAUACACCCUUUAUCUGGAGAACGACGUCGCGUCCAUCUCAGGCGACAUCGAAGUCAACGUCAUCGCAUGCCCUAGUGCUCCUAAAGACUUCAAGGUUGCCGAGGUCACCCGACAUCACGUCCACCUGAUGUGGGAGACUCCGGAGCAUGACGGAGGAAGUCCAGUUACCCACUUCCAGAUCGAAAAGAGAGAAGUUUCUCGCAAGACUUGGGCCAAGGUGGCCACUGGCAUCCUGGACCUGGAGCACACCAUAACUGAUGUGAUUGAGGGAAAGGAGUAUCUGUUCAGUGUCACCGCCUGCAACAAGUGUGGACCUGGAGAGCCGGCGUACAUCGACGAGCCCGUCAACGUCGCCUCGCCUGCCACCAUACCCGAUCCUCCAGAGAACCUGAAGUGGCGCGAUAAGAGCGGAAAGAGCAUCUUCCUGUUCUGGGAGCCUCCGAAAUACGACGGCGGCGCCCCGAUCAAAGGCUACGUGGUGGAUAAGUGCCAGCGUGGUACCGACAAGUGGGAACCUUGCGGAGACCCCAUCCCCGAGCUGAAGUUCCAGGUGAACGGACUCAUUGAGGGUCAGUGGUACGCCUACAGAAUCAGAGCUUUUAACAAGCUGGGAGCCAGCCGGCCUUGUAGGGCCACCGAUGAGAUCCAGGCCGUGGACGCCAGAGAGCCUCCAGAGAUUCAGCUGGAUGUAAAGCUGCUGGCCGGUCUGACUGCCAGGGCCGGAACCAAGAUCGAGCUCCCGGCCGACGUCAAGGGGAAGCCGGAUCCCCGGGUGAAGUGGACCAAGGCCGAUCUGGUCCUCCGGGCGGACGACCGCAUCGCCAUUGACACCCAACCGGGACACUCCAAGCUGACCAUUGGCAACACCACCAGAGGAGACACCGCCACCUACAUCAUCGAGGCGGUGAACCCCUGUGGGCGCGCCACCGCCACCAUUGACGUCAACAUCCUGGACAAACCCGGCCCUCCGGCCGCAUUUGACAUCUCGGAGGUCACCAACGAGUCGUGCGUCAUGGCGUGGAACCCCCCCAGGGACGAUGGUGGCUCGCCUAUCACCAACUACAUUGUGGAGAGUCGCCUGACGGAGAAAGAAGAGUGGGUGAAGCUGUCUGCCACGGUGAAACACACCACCUUCAAGGCCUGCAAGCUCACCGCCUUGAAGGAGUACGUCUUCAGGAUCAGCGCUGAGAACCAGUACGGCAUCGGUGCGCCUGCAGAGCACUCGCCCAUCAUUGCAAAGUACUCCUUUGAUCCCCCCGGUGCUCCGACCAGAGUCACUCCCUCCGACAUCGCAAAGGACGCCGUCACUCUGACCUGGUUUGAGCCAGACGAGGACGGCGGCAGUCCCAUCAUUGGCUAUUGGAUCGAGAAGUUUGAUCCAGAGAGCGACAAGUGGAUCAGGUGCAACAAACUGCCCCUCAAGGACACAACCUUCAGGGUGAAAGGACUCCCCACCAAGAAGAAGUACAGCUUCCGGGUUUUGGCUGAGAAUCUGGCCGGAUCCGGAAAACCCAGCAUUGAAACGGAUCCGAUCCUCAUCAAGGAUCCCAUUGAUCCUCCAUGGGCUCCCGGCAAACCAGUCAUCAGGGACGUUGGAAAGACUACGGCCCUGCUGGCCUGGACCCGGCCGGAGCACGACGGCGGGGCAAAGAUCGAAGGCUACAUCAUCGAGUUACAGAAGACCGGCAGCGAGGAGUGGAUCCGCAUCGCAGAGGACGUUCCUCAGAUCGAGCACCAACUGCAGGGCCUGAUGGAAAAGCAGGAGUACUCAUUCCGGGUCAAGGCCGUCAACAAGGCCGGCGAGAGCGAACCCAGUGAGCCCAGCGACCCCGUGAUCUGCAAAGAGAGACUUUAUCCUCCGUCGGCUCCUCAGUGGCUGGAAGUGGCCAAUAUCACCAAGAUCAACGCCACCUUGAAGUGGCAGCUUCCCAGUACCGACGGAGGUUCACCCAUCACCAACUACGUGGUGGAAAAGAGGGACGUGAGGCGGAAGGCCUGGCAGGCCGUGGACACCACGGUGAAGGAGCUGAAGUACACGGUGACGCCGCUCAACGAGGGAUCGCUCUACGUGUUCCGCGUGGCCGCCGAGAACGCCGUAGGGACAGGAGAAUUCUGUGAGCUGGAAGACGCUGUGCUCGCCAAAGACACCUUCACAACUCCUGGACCUCCUUAUGCCCUGACGGUGGUGGAGGUCACCAAGAGACACGUGGAUCUGAAAUGGGAAGCUCCCAAGAGCAACGGUGGAAGACCCAUAACCAAGUACGUGAUUGAGAAGAAAGAGAAGCUUGGAACUCGCUGGCUGAAGUGCUGCAAGACUGCGGACAAACAGACUCAGUUCAAGGUGACGGACGUAGAUGAAGGCUCCGAGGUUCAGUUCCAGGUCAGAGCUGAGAAUGAGGCCGGGGUCGGAGAUCCCAGCGAACCCACCGAGAUCCUCACCAUCGAGGACGCAACCAGCGCUCCAUCUCCUCCCCUGGAAGUGAGCAGUCCAGACGCCAGCAGAGAGCACAUCAAUGUCACCUGGAAGCCUCCGGCCAAGGACGGCAGCUCCCCGAUCACCGGCUACCAUGUGGAGGUGGCCGAGGCCCGUCCGGAGCUCAAGUGGCUUAGAGUCAACAACCGGCCCAUCAAGGAGCUCAACUUUAGAAUUGAGGAUGGAAUCAAACCGGAGAAGAAGUACGUCAUCAGGGUCCGUGCCAUCAACUCCAUCGGUGUCAGCGACCCCUCCGAGCUUUCUGACAAAGUCUUCACCAAGAAUCCCGAUUGUGCACCAACCAUGGAUCUGGCGGCCCAGGACAUGGUUGUGGUUGAAGGUGAGAAGCUACACCUGAAGGUCCCCUACCGGGCGAUACCUACACCCAAAAUGCUCUGGCAGAAGGACGCGGUGGAGUGUAAGGCCGGCGACCGACUCUCCCUGACGGUGGAGAUGAGCAACGCUCACCUGGAGCUGCUCAGGUGCACCCGUGCCGAUGCCGGCGCCUACGCCAUCACCCUGGAGAACAGUCUGGGAACCGCCAGCGGGAACGUUAACGUCAAAGUCAUCGGCCUCCCCGGUCAGUGUAAAGACAUCGUCUCCGGCGACAUCACCAAGAACUCCUGCCAGAUCACCUGGGAAGCCCCCGAGGACGACGGUGGCACCCCCAUCCUGAGCUACACUUUGGAGCGCCGCGAGGCCUCCAAGAAGACCUACAUGCCUGUUACCUCGGGAGAGAGCGCGCUGACCUGCAUCGUCAAAGACCUCUACGUCAACUGCGAGUAUUACUUCAGAGUGAAGGCUAUCAACCAGGUUGGAGCCGGACAAUACCUGGAGCUACGGAACCCAGUUGUCACGGAGGACGUCAAACAGAAACCGGACCCGCCCAUCCAGGUGGAGGCUCAAGACCCAACAUCCAAGUCCAUCAAAGUCACCUGGAAGGCUCCGGACUUUGACGGCGGUUGUCCCAUCCAGGGUUACAUCCUAGAGAAGAUGGAGAAAGAUGGCGACCGCUACGAACGGGUCUCCCCAAGCCUGUUGCCUGGUCUUUCCCACGUGGUGACGGGCCUGACGGAGAACGUGGAGUACCAGUUCAGGGUGCGGGCCGAGAACGCUGCCGGAGUCAGCGAGCCGUCCCGCAGCACCGAGCUCAUCAAGGCUGCCGACCCCGUCGAAAAACCGAAGGUCACCCUCCACGCCCGCGUGCAGUCCGGUCUAAGCAUCAAGAAGGGUGCAGAGAUCCGCAUUGACGCCUUCUACUCUGGCUCGCCGUGCCCCACAGUCAGCUGGCUGAGGAACAACGAGGAUGUCACCAAAGAGCCCACCAAGAAGGUGGUGGCCGUGGUCAAAAAGAAGAAGAAGACGGCGGUUCCUGAGCCAGAGGAGGAGUUUGUGACUCCCUUGCGUGAGCGCCUGGGCCUGGAUCAGAACACCAGGGGUCAGUCUGCACUGAUGAUCCGCGACGCCGUUAGAGCCGACCACGGCACGUUCACCGUCCAGGUGGAGAACACCCACGGCGUGGCCACCGCCUGCUGCGUGGUCAACGUCCUUGACAAACCCGGCGCUCCGAUCAACUUCUCCUUCAGCGACAUCCGGAACACCUCGGUUGUGUGCAGCUGGGAGCCUCCGGAGGACGACGGCGGCAGCGAGAUCAUCAGCUACACGCUGGAAAAGAAGGACAACAAAAACGAGGAGAUUGGCUGGAUCACCAUCACUUCCACGCUGAAGGGCACCCACUGCCCCAUCACCAAGCUCAUUGAGGGGAAGGAGUACAUCUUUAGGGUCACCGCCGAGAACAAGUUUGGCUGCGGCCCGCCUUGUGUCUCCGAGCCGCUUGUUGCCAAGAACCAGUUUGAUCCCCCUGACCCUCCCAACACCCCCAGAGUCCACGAGGUGACGGCCAGCUCCGCCCACAUCUCCUGGCACGAGCCCAAGGACAACGGCAGCCCCAUCCUGGGCUACUGGAUCGAGAGGAAGGAGGUGAACAGCAAACACUGGACCCGGGUCAACCGAGCCCUCCUCAACUCCCUGGACGUGAGGAUCAGUGGUCUCAUGGAGGGACUCACCUACAUCUUCAGAGUAGCUGCCGAGAACCUGGCCGGGCCCGGGCCCUUCAGCGAGCCCACCGACCGCACCGUGGCCAUGGACGCCAUCCUGCCUCCUGGCCCCCCUACUCCGUGGAUCGUGGACACUGGAAAUGACUCGGUCCUCGUGGCCUGGAAGCCGCCUCUGUACAACGGUGGCGGGGACAUCCUGGGAUACCACCUGGAGAAGGUUCUGGCCGGAGAGAAGGAGUGGACUCGCAGCACCGAGUUCAGGUGCAAAGAGCUGAGGUACACCGUGACUGGUCUGACCCAGGGAGCCGACUACUACAUCCGUGUCAUCGCAAUCAAUGACGCUGGACCCGGAGUGCCGGGUGUGACAGAGCUCGUCACCGUGAAGGAGCCCGAAGAACCUCCCGUUGUGGACUUUGACUCCUCUGUGAAGAACGGCGUCAUCAUCAAGGCCGGCGAGCUGCUGAGGCUACCUGCCGUGGUGACAGGCCGACCGCAGCCUGAGGUCAAAUGGGCCAAGGACGAGGCCGAGAUCGACAAAGAGCGCAUGGUGGUGGAGACGGAGGGCAAGAACACCACUAUGUUAAUCAAGAAGGCCGUGAGGUCGGAUCACGGGAAGUACCAGGUGUCCGGCACCAACAGCAGCGGGACCGGGACCGCCGUGACCAAAGUGGAUAUUAUGGACGUCCCCGGACCGGUGGUCGACCUGAAGACGGUGGCGGUCACCAAGAAGAACAUCACCCUCACCUGGUCCGACCCUCUGGACAACGGAGGCAGUGAGAUCUUCGGCUACGAGGUGCUGAGGAAGGACGCCAAGAUGAAAUUGUUCCGCCAGCCCAUUGAGACGGCGUCCUGCAAGUGUGACGUUCAGGGCCUGCUGGCCGGUGAGGAGUACGACUUCAGGGUCAUCGCCAGGAACAAGUACGGCGACGGAGCUCCAGCGGAUCUGGGACCCAUCCUGGCAGAGGACCCCAAAGCUACUCCAUCUGCUCCUGAGAAGCUGCACUACACCGACAGAAGCAAGAGCACCAUCACCUUAGCCUGGCAGCCACCUCGCACCGACGGCGGCAGCCCCAUCCUCGGCUAUUACGUAGAGAAGAUAAGGUCGGAUGGCAGUGAGUUUGAGGUGGCAAACCGCAAGCUCUUUACCGAGUGCUGCGGGACCAUCGAGAACCUGUCUGAGAACCAGGAGUACCAGUUCCGCGUCAAAGCCGUGAGCGAGGUCGGGGAUGGAGAUGUCUCCAAGCCGAUCACCGCUAAGAUCCAAGAUGAUGAAAUUUCUCCAGUCAUAACCAUUCUGAAGUUCUUCAAGAGCAACGCCAUCAACGAGAAGAAAGGUUCAGCCAUCGACAUCCCAGCAGAGGUGAAGGGACUUCCCCUACCGACGCUACAGUGGAUGAAAGAUGGCGUGGUGAUCGAGAAGCCCGAGAACGAUGACAAAAUGACAAUAGAGACCGAAGAGGUGACCCGUACCACCAUGCGGACUAAGAUUGCUCUCCAAGAAACCAUCAGACAGGACAAAGGCAACUACAAGCUGGUGGCUGAAAACUGCUUUGGCAAAGCUGAGCACGUCAUCCACGUCGAGAUCCUCGACCGUCCUCUUCCCCCGAGGAACGUCGUGGUCUCGGACAUCAAGGCCGAAUCGUGCUACCUGACCUGGGACGCACCUGAGGACAACGGAGGGAGUGAGCUCACCAACUAUGUGGUGGAGCGCAGGGAUGCCAGCAAGAAGAAAUCUGACUUCGAGGUUCUGACCACCAACCUUUUGGACAGAAGAUAUGGGGUCUACAAGCUGAACCUGAACGGACUCUACCAGUUCAGGAUCAAAGCCGAAAACAAGUAUGGUCUGAGCGACGGCUGCGACUCUGAGAAAGUCCAGCUCAGGGAUCCGUUUGGUCUCCCCGGACCUCCUCGGAACCCCAAGAUCAUCGCAGCCACGGCCACCACCAUGACCCUGACUUGGGACCCUCCCCUGGACAAUGGCGGCUCCACCAUCCAGGGCUACUGGCUUGAGAAAAGGGAGCGCGGUGCCGUCUACUGGGGCCGCGUCAACCGGGCCCCUGUCACAAAGCCCUCGGUGAAGGGCCUGCAGUACACGGUGCUCAAGCUCAUCGAGGGAUCCGAGUACCAGUUCAGGAUUGCUGCCAGCAAUGCUGCGGGUGUCGGGCCGCCGUGCGAGUCCAGCGAGUGCCGCUUCGCCCUGGACCCAAGCAAACCUCCCACCUCUCCCGGAUACCCCGAGGUCAAAGAUAAGACCAAGAGCAGCAUCACGCUCACCUGGAGUCCGCCAGACCGAGAUGGAGGCAGCCCCGUCAAGGGUUACAUCGUCGAGGUCCACGAGGAGGGCUCUCCCGACUGGAGGCGGGUGAACCCUGCCGACAAGCUCCACCCCUCCACCGAAAUCACCGUGCCCAACCUGAAGGAGGGCAAGAAGUGCAAGUUUAGGAUCUACGCUGUGAACACCGCCGGAAACUCAGAGCCCGCCAAAACGGGAGACAUCCUGGUUCAAGACAUUCUGAUCGAGCCCUCUGUGUCUCUGGACGUGACCGCCCAGGACCUCCUGAACUGUAGAGCCAGAACCCCCAUCAGGAUUGCUGCCUGCAUCACAGGGAGACCCGUUCCCAAAGUCACCUGGACCUUCGAUGGAACCGCAGAGACCGAGAAGAAGAACGAUCUUCACACACUACCAGUCGACUCCGAGAUCCAGUCCACAGACACAACUUCGGUUGUUCUGAUCCUUGAGAGCAAAUUGAGCCACAGCGGCCGUUACAUCAUCAACGCAGAGAGCAUCGCCGGACACAAGGUGGUCAAAGUCAGAGUCAACGUGCUUGACCUGCCCGGAGCGCCAAGAGACCUGAAGGUCACUGACGUGACGAGGGGAACAUGCCGACUCACCUGGAAACCUCCGGAGAGCGACGGAGGAGAGAGGGUGAAGAGCUACUUCAUCGAAAAGAAGACUGUGGAUGGCAAAGCCUGGACCAAGGUGAACGUGGCCUGUGCCGCUCAGUCCCUGGUGGUUCCGGACCUGAUCAAUGGUCAGGAGUACCUCUUCCGCAUCCGAGCUGAGAACCGCUUCGGCUUCGGUCCGCUAGCCGAGACCGACGAGGGAACCAAGGCCAGAGAUCCAAUCCAUCCUCCCGAUCCUCCUACCAGGCUGAAGAUCCUGACUGUGAGGAAGGGUGCUGUGAAGUUGACCUGGAAGGCGCCGAAGAACGACGGUGGUUCCCCUGUGACACACUACAGCGUGGACCUGCUCUGCUGGGAGGCCAGCAGCACCCAGAAGGAGUCCUGGAGGAGGUGCAACCGGAGGGACGUGGAUACCACCAGCUUCAAGGUGGAGGACCUGAAAGAGGGAGACGAGUAUGAGUUCAGAGUGGUGGCGCACAACGAGGCCGGACCAAGCCGACCUUCCUCCACUGUGGGACCCAUUGUCAUCCAAGACCAGACCUGCGCUCCGUCCAUCGAGUUGAAGGAGUUCAUUGAGGCAGAGCAGGGCGCCGACAUCAGCAUUGUGGCAUCUGUCCACGGCUGCCCCUUCCCAACGCUCACCUGGUACAAAGCUCCGCCGCACAAGUCCGAGGACAAGACCGAGGUCCAGUACGAUGAGCACAUCAACAAGAUAGUGUCCGACGACAGCUGCACACUGCUCAUCCAGCAGGGGAAGCGUCCCGACACCGGCCUCUACACCCUGGUGGCCUCCAACAACAUGGGCAAGGCCUCCAGGGAGAUGAGGCUCAACGUGCUUGGCCGGCCUGGUCCUCCCUCUGCCCCCAUCAAGUUCGAGGAGAUCGGCGCGGAGAGGAUCACCCUGUCCUGGCUGCCGCCCAAGGAUGACGGCGGCUCCAAGGUCACAAACUACGUCAUCUGGAGGCGGGUGGCCACCAGGAAAAACUGGGUACCCGUCACCAGCGAGCCGAGAGAGCGGGUGUGGACGGUGGAGAGCCUGAUGGCCGGGCACGAGUACGUCUUCCGCAUCAUGGCCCAGAACAAGUAUGGAGUUGGAGAGCCGCUGGACAGCGAGCCCGAGAUCGCCCGGAACCUCUACACCGUCCCAGGUCAGUGUGAGAAGCCCACGGUCUCCGGCGUCACCAUGGACUCAAUGACGGUCAGCUGGGAGGAGCCAGAGGACGACGGCGGCACACCGAUCACAGGCUUCUGGUUGGAGCGCAAGGAGACCACAGGAAAGCGCUGGACCCGUGUCACCCGGGACCCCAUCCGCCCCACGGGGAUGGGCGAGUCCUUUGUGGUCAGCGGGCUCAUCGAGGGCUCACAGUACCUCUUCAGGGUGUCCGCCAUCAAUGCCGCGGGACCCGGGCUCGCAAGCCCCCCCGCAGGGCCCAUCUUCGCCAGAGACCCCAUCGCUCCGCCCUCUCCUCCCACACCGAAGGUUUCCGAUUGGACCAGGUCCUCGGUGGAACUGGAGUGGAUCCCUCCUCUUAAAGACGGAGGCUCUAAGAUCCUCGGGUACUGGGUGGAGUACAAGGAGGAGGGCACCGAGGCCUGGGUCAAGGCCAAGGAAACGGAAAUCCGAGGCACCCGACUGGUGAUCGCCGGUUUGAAGACUGGCGGCAAAUACAAGUUCAGGGUCACUGCGUUUAACGCCGCGGGUACCGGCGAGCCGGGAGAAGUCCCAGAGGUGCUGGAGGUCAACGACAGAAACAUUGCCCCCGAGGUCGACCUGGAUGCCUCAGUGAAGGAGCGGAUGGUGGUACACGCCGGCGGCGUGAUCCGGAUCAUCGCCUAUGUGUCAGGCCAGCCUUCCCCAGAGGUUACCUGGUGCCAAGACGGAGCAGCGCUGCCCCCCGACGCCAAAGUGGAGACGACGGCCAUCAGCUCGUCCUUGGUCAUCAAACCCUGCACCAGGAAACACGUUGGCGUUUACACGCUUACCGCCAAGAAUGCUGGAGGGGAGAAGACCAAGAACAUCACCGUGGAGGUUCUGGACGUGCCUGGCUCCAUCGGCAUCCCCUUCACCGCAGAGAACCUCACCAGCGACUCUUGCAAGCUCAACUGGUUCUUCCCCGAGAAUGACGGCGGUUCUCCUAUCAGCAACUACGUCAUCGAGAAGCGCGAGGCCGAGCGCAAGGCCUGGACCUCACUGCACUUUACCGCCAGCCGACAGAACGCCGUGGCUCACGGACUCACCAUCGGGAAGUCCUACUUCUUCAGAGUAGCUGCAGAGAACGCCAUCGGUGUGGGACCCUUCAUGGAGACCGCCGCCGAGCUCAUCAUCAAGGAACCCAUUAGUGUGCCCGACCGCCCCGAGGAGCUCGAGGUCACCAAGGUCACCAAGGACCUGAUCGGCGUCACCUGGAAGGCACCAAAGUUCGACGGCGGCUCUGAGAUCACGAUGUACAUCCUGGAGGCGCGUAUGAUCGGCAAAGACAAAUUCACCAGAGUGACCAAAGAGAAGCUGAUGGAGAGGAAGUACAACUAUGACGGCCUAAGGGAAGGAGACAGCUACGAGCUCAGGGUCAUUGCCGUCAAUGAAGUCGGACCCAGCAAGCCGUCCUUCUCCACCAAACCCAUCACCUGCAAGGACGAGCUGGAGCCGCCCACCAUUGAGCUUGACUUCCGCGAUAGGAUCAUCUUCCGCGUGGGUGAGAGUUGCCUGCUGCAGGGCCGCUACACCGGCAAACCUUCUCCUUCCAUCACGUGGUACAGAGACGACGAGGAGCUAAAGGCCGACAAGCACGUCAUGUUCAAGAACACGCUCACCACCAUGUCGCUCGGCCUGAUGAAGGCGGAGCGGCAACACAGCGGCAGAUACGUGGUGGUGGUGGAGAACAGCACUGGAUCCAGGAAGGGACUCUGCAACAUUACGGUGGUUGACCGGCCAACUCCUCCUGUUGGCCCAGUGGUGUUUGAGGAGGUGCACAGGGAGUACAUGGUGGUCUCCUGGAAGCCUCCUCUGGACAGCGGCGGCAUCGACGUCUCCAACUACAUCAUCGAGAAGAGAGACACCAACAGAGAAGCCUGGACCACGGUGACGUCUGCCUCCACCAAGACCAUAUGCAAGAUCCCAAAGCUAACGGAGGGCAAGGAGUACAUCAUCAGGAUCUUAGCAGAGAACAUGUACGGCAUCAGUGACCCUCUGGAAUCCGAGGAGAUGAAAGCCAAAGAUCUCUUCAGAGUUCCUGAGGCCCCUGAGAUGCCAACAGUCAGGGAGGUUUACGCCACCAACGCUUUGGUUCUGUGGAACCGGCCUCGCGACGGCGGGAAGCCAAUCAUCAACUAUGUCCUCGAGAAGAAGGAGCCCAAAGCAAAGAGGUGGUCCAGAGCCACAAGGGACCCGUUGUACCCGGUCACUCAGUACAGAGUCCAGGACCUGGUGGAGGGGUGCGAGUACGAGUUCCGGGUGAUGGCUGAGAACGAGCUGGGAACCGGAGACCCCAGUGUUCCCUCCAAACCCAUCCUCGCCAAAGACCCCAUCGUGCGCCCCAGCCCCCCAGUGACCCCUGAGGCCUACGAUAAGACCAAGGACUCGGUCAGCCUGAAGUGGAAAUCUCCACGCCACGACGGGAAGGGCCGUAUCUUUGGCUACCUCGUUGAGUACCAGGCGGCUGGUGGCGUGGAGUGGAUUCUGGCCAACGAGACCCCAGAGCAGUGCCCAGACCUCUACUACGUGGUGACGGGGCUGGCCGAUGGACAGGAGUACAACUUUAGAAUCUUUACCGUUAAUGCUGCCGGAAAAUCCGACCCUGCCUACGUGAAACAGACCAUCAAAGUCCAUGACAGACUGGAGGAGCCAGAGUUGCUGCUGGACGCCAACAUGGCCCGCGACCACCUGGCCAUGCUGGGCACCGAUAUUACCCUGAGCGCCAGAAUUAAGGGUGUGCCAACACCCACCAUCAGUUGGAAGAAGAACGACGGUGACGUUCCUUCUCACAUUACCGUUGCCGUCACCCCCACCGGUAGCAAGGUCUUCAUCCCCAAGAGCAUUCGGGCGGACUCAGGCAACUACACCAUCACCGUGGAGAAUGCUGCUGGAAAGAAAUCAGCAACCGUUGCCGUACUUGUUCUGAACAAGCCAUCUCCUCCCAGAGACCUGGUGAUCUCCGAGGUGACCAGUGAGUCGGCCUACCUGACAUGGAAGAUUCCCGAGGACAACGGCGGUGCCGUGAUCUCCCACUACGUUGUGCACAAGAAGGAUGUGGCCGCCGAGCAGUGGGUUCCCGUCUCCCCAGCCAAUAAGAAGCCGAGUCUGAUGGCUAUGUACUUGAUGGAAGGAAUCCAGUACUUGUUCAGGGUGGCUGCUGAGAACCAGUUUGGUAGAAGCGACUACACAGUAACCCGGACACCCAUCAAGGCUCUGGAUCCUCUCUAUCCUCCUGGCCCCCCCAAGAACCUCCACCACACUGAUGCAGACAAGACAGAAGUGUGCCUGGCAUGGGAGUUGCCUGACCGCAACGGUGGAAGUGAAAUUACCGGCUUCAUUGUUGAGCACCAGGAAGAGGGCCAGACCGACUGGGUCACAUUCAAGACCGUCAGCAACAAUCAUGCCCACGUCACCACUCUGGUGGAGGGCAAGACUUACCGCUUCAGAGUCAAGGCUCAGAACGCCAUCGGUGUGAGCAGUCCUGACACCAGUGUCCCCAUCACCUGUCAAGAAAAGACAUUGCCACCAACUAUUGACGUUGAUGUGAAGCUUAUUGAGGGUCUUGUUGUAAAAGCCGGUACUGCUAUUACGCUUCCAGCCAAUGUGACAGGCAUUCCCAUACCCACAGCCAAAUGGAUGACUGAUGGCAAGGAAAUUACAUCUGAGGGCCGCUAUCACAUUGAGACGGCUGGAACCUCUACCAUCCUCAGCAUCCCUGAGACCCAGAGAGGAGACACUGGGGAGUACAUUCUCACUGUGGCCAAUCCUUCAGGCAGCAAAACCGUUGCCCUGCAUGUCACAGUGCUAGAUCUUCCUGGUCCACCAAUUGGACCCAUCAAUAUCUCAGAGGUCACCCCUGAUUACAUGAUGAUCCAAUGGAGAGCACCCAAGGAUGACGGUGGCACACCCAUCAUCAGCUACGUGGUGGAAAAGAAGGAUGUGAAGAAGUCAUGGGAGCCCUGGUCUGUUGUUAGCUCCAGUGGAACCAGUACCAAGGCCAAAGUAUCCAGGCUGGAGAAGGGCCGUGAGUACAUUGUCCGUGUCCGUGCAGAAAACAAGAUUGGCAUUGGCGCAGGGCUCGAGAGUCCCCCCACUAUUGCAAAGCACAUGUUUAAUCCUCCUGGUCCACCUGGCCUGCCAGAGUGCUCUGACAUCACUGAGAAUGCCGUGACAGUGGAAUGGACCCUUCCUGACUAUGAUGGAGGCAGCCCCAUCAGCGGAUAUGUAAUUGAGCGCCGAGAAAUGACAGGAAAGUGGAUCCGUGUCAACAAAACUCCUGUGCUGGACCUCAGAUACAGAGUCUCAGGCCUGUUUGAAGGAAACACCUAUGAAUUCAGGGUAUUUGCUGAAAACGUUGCUGGUAUCAGUGGUCCUUCUCCUACAUCAAACCCUGUCAGGGCAACUCGUGCCAUCACCAAACCUGGACCGCCUGGCAAUCUGAAAUUGAAAGACUGGAGCAAGUCCUAUGCUGAUAUCUGCUGGACGAAGCCGGCAAGAGACGGAGGCAGUCCCAUCCUGGGCUACGUCGUUGAGUUACAGAAGUCAGGAUCUGCCCAGUGGGACAGAAUCAACAAGGACCUUAUCAAGAUGUGUGCAUAUAGAGUCCCAGGCUUCAUUGAAGGAAUGGAGUACAGAAUUCGCAUCAGAGCAACUAACAAAGUUGGAGACAGUGAACCCAGGGAGCUGUCUGAGACCAUCUUGGCAAAGGACAUCCUGGUGCCCCCUGAGGUUGUUGUUGACGCAUCCUGCCGUGAUUCUCUGACUGUGAGAGCAGGUCAGAUCAUAAGUUUGAUCACUAGGGUGAAAGGCAGACCAGACCCAGAGAUUACAUGGACCAAGGAUGCCCGAGCAUUAUCCCGGGACAAGCGCACUGAGAUGAAUAACAACUACCCCCUGUGUGAACUGGUCAUCACUGAGGCAGUCAGGUCAGACUAUGGUAAAUAUGCUGUCAAUGCCAAAAACAGCAGUGGACAGGCCCAAGCCACAAUUAUUGUCAAUGUCCUGGACACACCAGGGCCUUGCCAAAACCUGAAAAUGGCUUAUGUGACCAAGAACUCCUGCAUGUUUUCCUGGGAGAACCCUGAAGACAACGGAGGAACUGAGAUCAACCAGUACAUUAUUGAGUUCCGUCAGCCCAGCCAGAGAGCAUGGUCUGUGGUGUCCAACGAUUGCACCAAGCGCUUAAUUAAGGCCCCGCUAACCGAAGGCUGUGAGUACUUCUUCCGUGUCAGUGCGGAGAACAAGAUCGGUGCUGGUCCUGUCACUGAGACCAAGACACCCGUGCUGGCAGUUGAUCCGAUUGAGAAGCCCGGUGAACCCAUUGACUUCCAGAUUUCUGAGAUCGGCAAGACGUUUUGCUUCCUCAAGUGGAGGAAGCCUGACUAUGAUGGAGGUAGUCGCAACCUGGCUUAUCAUGUUGAGAAGAAACCAAAGGAGGCUGAGGAGUGGGAGAGGCUUCAUAAGGGUGCUAUCAAGGAAACAUACUUCAUGGCUGACCGUUGCAUUGAAAACCAGAUGUAUCAAUUCAGAGUUCAGACUAAGAAUGAGGGCGGCGAGAGUAACUGGGUUACCACACCUGAAGUCCUGGUUAAGGAACAGCUUGUUGAGCCUGAAAUCAAGAUGAAGCUGGAUGCAACACUCGUUGUCAAGGCAGGAGACUCCAUUGCUAUUGAGGCAACAGUGAAGGGCAAACCCCAGCCAGAUGUCAAAUGGACUAGAGAUGAGAGCACAGCGGAGAUAAGGAGGGGCCCCAGGCUUAAGAUCGAAACUGGUGCGGACUUCUCCAAACUGCUUCUUACCAGCGCCAGGCGCACUGACAGUGGUAAAUACAUUGUUACUGCUUCAAACAGUGCAGGAACCAGAUCUGCUCAUGCAAACGUCAAUGUACUGGAUAGACCUUGUCCCAUCAGGGACCUCAACGUGUCCGGGAUCACCAUCGACAGGUGCCAUUUGGCAUGGGAAGUCCCAGAGGAUGAUGGUGGCUGCGACAUCUACAACUACAUUAUUGAGAAGUGUGAGACCAAGAGGGGAGUCUGGUCAGUCCACUCCAAUGCCGUCAUCACCAACAAAGCCAACGUCACCCGGCUCAUUGAGGGCAACGAGUAUAUCUUCAGAGUUCGUGCUGAGAACAAGAUGGGUCCUGGCCCUGCGGUGCAGAGUGAAGCCAUCGUAGCUGGCACCCAGUUCAGUGUACCCGACGCUCCGCAGGCACCAGAGGUCACCAAGAUUGCAAAGGUAGAGAUGACUGUGCAGUGGUCAGAGCCCGAGAAAGACGGUGGAAAGCCAAUCACAGGGUAUCUUUUAGAAAAGAGGGAGGAGCAUGCAGUUAGGUGGUCGCCCGUCAACAAGGAUCCCAUCCCUACAACUCGUUUCACGGUUACUGGCCUCCUACCUCUCCAUGACUACCUUUACAGAGUCAAGGCUGUCAAUGAAAUUGGUAUUGGAACCCCAAGUAAACCUUCAAGGGCCAUCACUGCCAAGGACACAGUUGAGCCUCCUGCGCCACCUACUAACAUGAAGGUCCUUGAUAGCACCAAGUCAAGCAUCACCCUGGGCUGGACCAAGCCAGUGUCAGAUGGUGGAGCCCCCCUCAUUGGCUAUGUUGUGGAGAUGAAGGCACAAGGGACUACCAAGAAAGGAGAAGACAGCUGGAAGAGGUGCAAUGUUGCAGCUCAGCUGGUCUUGUGCGAGUUCACCGUCUCGAGUCUGGAUGACCAGCUUGUGUACGAGUUUAGAGUAUCGGCUCAGAACCAGGUGGGUAUGAGCCUGCCCUGUGACCUGGAUGGUGCUGUGAUCCCCAGGGAGAUUCUAGAGGCACCAGAGAUUGACUUGGAUGCCAAUUUGAAGCAAGGCCUGACGGUAAGAGCUGGUUGUCCCAUCAGACUGUGCGCCACCAUCCGGGGCAGGCCGCCUCCAACAGUCACUUGGAGGAGGAUGGGUAUCGACAACGUGGUCAGGAAGGGAAAGGUCGACAUCAUUGACACCAUGACUUUCCUGGUCAUCCCCGACAGCACUCGCGACGACUCGGGCAAAUACUGCCUGGCGCUUCGCAGUGCUGCUGGAGAGAAAGCUGUCUUUGUCAGCGUUAAGGUUCUUGACACUCCUGGACCUGUAAUGAAUCUGGAAGCGACCGACAUCAAGCAGACAUCUGCUAUGCUCUCCUGGAGUUCUCCGGAUGUCGAUGGUGGCAGCGAGGUCACUCACUACAUUGUUGAGAAGCGCGAGAUGGACCGCAAGACUUGGGCAACUGUUAAGGCCGAAGUAGAGAAGGAUAAGAUUCCCUUCAAAGUCAGCGGCCUCGUACCGGGCACCGAGUAUUACUUCAGAGUCACAGCUGUCAACGAGUAUGGUUCUGGGGUUCCUAAGGUGUCACCCACUUCCUACCUGGCGUCGGAUCCUGUCAGCAAGCCAGAUCCUUGUGAGAAAAUUGAAGUUCUUGAGAUCACCAAGAACAGUGCCACAGUCGGCUGGGUGAAACCUGCCAGAGAUGGUGGUGCCAAGAUUGAUGGUUAUGUCAUUGAAUAUAUCGACGUCAAACCUCCUCCAGAAACUCCAGCACCUGUGGAGGUACCGGAGGGAGAAGAAGCUCCUCCACCACCUCCACCGCCUCCAGUGGAGGAGGAGGAAGAUGAAGAACCUGAAAAAGAAGUAUGGAACUCCUACACUACGGUGAAAGGUUUGACAAUCAGUAUCAGCGGCCUGAAGGAGGGCAAGAAGUACAAGUUCAGAGUGGCUGCUAAGAACAUCAUGGGCCAGAGCCAAUUCACUGAGACAAGGCAACCAAUUGAGAUCAAGGAGCAGAUGUUGGAUCCAAAGAUCGUCAUGCCGGAGACGGUGAGCGCCAAAGCCGGAGCCAAACUCAGAGUGGAGGCGUUGGUUUCCGGAAAACCCACCCCGACUUGCAAGUGGAUGCGUGGUGACGACAUAGUGGUCCCGUCCAGCCGCCUCGCCGUGCACCAGUCAGGCAGCAUGUGUGUUCUGAUCAUCAAAGGCGUGUCGAGGACCGACAGCGGAGAGUACAGCCUGGUGGCUGAGAACAGCUCCGCAAAGGUGAUCGAGACCCUGAAAAUGGUCAUUAGAGACAUCCCCGGCCCUCCCGAAGGCCCUGUGGUAGUCAGCGACAUCGACUCAGAUGCCUGCUCUCUGUCCUGGCACAAACCGCUGGAGGACGGCGGCAGCAAAAUCACCAACUAUGUGGUGGAGAAAUGCGACGUGAGUCGAGGAGACUGGGUAACUGCAACCUCUUCUGGUCAGAAAACUAGCUGCAGACUUGGGAAGCUCAUUCCCGGUAAAGAGUAUGGAUUCCGUAUCCGUGCUGAAAACCGCUUUGGGUUGUCGGACCCUAUUCAGUCCGACCGGAUGGUCGCAAAGUUCCCCUUCGAUGUUCCUAGCGAGCCUCUCAACUGUCGUAUAAACAAGACCAACAAGGACUGUAUGUUUGUUGCCUGGGACAAGCCUGAGACAGACGGCGGCAGUCCCACCACCGGUUACUACAUCGAGCGCAAGGAGAGGAACAGUCUGUUGUGGGUGAAGGCAAACGACACUGUUGUACGCACCACCGAGUACCCGUGUGCCGGCCUCAUCGAGGGCCUGGAGUACACUUUCAGGGUGUCUGCCAUUAACCGCGCCGGCCAGGGAAAACCGAGCAAGAAGACCGACUUUGUCACUGCUAGAACGCCUGUUGACACUCCAGGUAAACCUGAGAUCCUGGAUGUAACCAAGAACUCAGUCACUCUGGUUUGGGCCCGUCCCAAGAAUGACGGUGGGAGCAAGAUCAUUGGCUACUACGUUGAGGCCAUGCGGGUCCCAGGAGACACCUGGAUACGCUGCAACACCAGCAGCCAGAAUGUCCCCAGAGAGGAGUACACAGUGACCGGACUGGAGAGAGACCUGCAGUACCAGUUCAGGGUCAUCGCCAAAACCGCUGUUAAUAUCAGCAAACCCUCCGAUCCCACAGACCCUGUGCUGGUCUGUGCUGAGAAUGUUCCUCCGAGGGUGGAGCUCAACGCUAAGAUGCAGAAAGGCAUGAAGGUGAAGGCCGGAUGCACCAUCCUCCUAGAGGCUGAGGUAUUCGGUAAGCCGAUGCCCAAAGUGACGUGGAAGAGAGCUGACGACAGCCUGAAAUCAGGUGAAGGCCAGAUUCUCAAGCACGAAAGGAAUCACUUUCAGCUGGAGAUGACAGCAGUCACCAAGGAUCACACAGGAACCUACACCAUCUUGGCCGAGAACACUAGCGGCUCCAAGACCGCAGAAAUCCAGGUCAUUGUUCUGGAUGUGCCUGGCCCUCCUGCCACUGCCAAAUGCUUCGAGGUGUUUGCUACAAGCAUUAAGAUGUCCUGGGAGGCUCCUCUGAAAGACGGUGGCGCUCCAAUCAGCAACUACAUUGUGGAUAAGCGUGAAACGAGCAGGGCCAACUGGGCCCAGGUCUCCGCCAAGAUCAAAGGCGAUGUCUUUGAGAUAAAUGUGGAGAAGCUGAUUGAGGGCCGCGAGUACCAGUUCAGAAUCCGCGCAGAGAACGCUUGUGGAGUCGGAGACGCCCUAAUCACCGGCCCUGUCAUCGCCAAGAACCCAUUCACUGUCCCUGGCCCUUGCGAGGCUCCAGUGAUCACCAAUGUGAACAAAGACCGUGUGACGGUGAGUUGGAAGGAGCCUGCCGAUGAUGGAAAGUCCACCAUCCUGGGAUACCUUGUGGAAAAGAAAGAGACCAAGGAGAUGAACUGGACCAAGCUGACUAGGAAGCCAAUGACAGAGAGGAGCGUGGAGGUCACAGGCCUCACGGAGGGAGCAGAGUAUGAGUUCAGAGUCAGCGCUGUCAAUGUGGCAGGGGUGGGCAAACCCAGCGAGCCUUCCGCUGGCACCACGGCACAGAAUCCUAUCAAUCCUCCGGGCCCUGUUGUGAACCCUAGUGUGAUAGACACAACCAACAGCACCAUUAGACUCACCUGGACCGCCCCCGCAAACGAUGGUGGAAGCCCCGUUAUCGGCUACCUGGUGGAAAGCAAGAGGACAGAUACCACGGACUGGAUCCGCUGCAACGUCCCCAGGAACCUGCAGGAGACCAGCUACACCAUCCAGAACUUGAUCCACAAGGCCGAGUACCAGUGCCGCAUCACUGCUGUCAACAAGGUUGGCUUUGGUGAGCCGGCUGAAGUACCCGGGAAGCAUGUUGCCAAGGACAUAAUCAUUCCUCCAGAGGCAGAGCUGAGUGCGGAGCUGAAGGAAGUUCUGGAGCUGCGUGCCGGGGCCACCAUGAGGCUGUAUGCCACCAUCAAGGGCAGUCCGAUUCCCAGGAGCACCUGGGCCAAGAUGAACACCAACAUCAAGGACCGCCAGGGCGUGGUCAUGAAGUCCACCAACACUGACUCCCUGGUGUUGGUGGAGAAUGUCAACAGAUACGACGCUGGCAAAUACAUCCUGAGCCUGGAGAGUUUGGCUGGCAUUAAGAUGUACACCGUUGUUGUCAAGGUUAUUGAUACUCCAGGACCACCAGUCAACCUGAUGGUGAAGGAGUCAAACAAAGAUAGUGCCUCCAUCUACUGGGACACCCCUCUGAUUGACGGUGGCUUUGAAGUUACCCACUACAUCGUGGAGAAGCGUGACACUGAGAGAAAGGCCUGGUCCAUCGUCUCCAACAACUGCACCAAGACAUCGUUCAAGGUUCCAGACCUUGACGCCGGCCGGUGUUACAGCUUUAGAGUGUCGGCAGUUAACGAGCUUGGAGCUGGAGAGUGCUGCGAGACAUCCGACUCAGUCAAAGCAUGUGAGGAACCCGGGCCCGUCUUGGACUUCAAGACACUGCUGGUUACCAAGUAUUCAUGCACUCUAAGUUGGAAGAAGCCCCUCACUGACGGUGGCAGUCGCAUCAUCUGCUACGUGCUGGAGGUUCUCAACGGUGACGACAAGUACAAGGAGCUAAUGAGGUCCAAAAACAUGCAGUACAGCGCCAAGGAUCUGGUGGAGGGAAAAGAGUACCACUACAGAGUCACGGCUGUGAAUGACUCAGGAGAGAGUGCUGCCAAGGAGCUGAAGGUGGUGGCCAAGGAUCAGCUCAUUCCUCCAAGCUGUGACUUAAGGGAGCUUCCCAACAUGUGUUACAUCGCCAAGGAAGGCAGCACCGUCCGUCUGAAAAUCCCAAUCAUUGGCAAACCAACUCCCACGGUCUCCUGGAAAAAAGGAGAAGAGGAGAACCUGACGGACACCGGCCGAGUGUGCGCCGAGUCUUCCGCAGUCAACACCACCCUUCUGAUUAGGGAUUGCCAGAGGAGUGAUGCUUCUAAGUACACCAUCACCCUGAGGAACAGCGCAGGAAGCAAGGAGUCCACCAUCUUUAUUAGGGUGGUGGGUAAACCUGGCAUUCCUGUCGGACCCAUAAAGUUCAAAGAUGUUACGGCCGACGGUGCAACGCUAAAGUGGAUCACUCCGAAGGACGACGGUGGCUCCGAAAUCACCAACUACAUCCUUGAAAAGAGGGACUCUGUCACAAACAUGUGGGUGACUGUGUGCUCCUCUGUGGAGACCAACACCAUGAGGGUGACUGGUCUCCAUGAGGGCACAGAGUACAUCUUCAGAGUCUGUGCUGAGAACAAGUACGGCGUUGGAGAGGGACUCAAGUCCGAGCCAAUCAUUGCCAAACAUCCAUUUAAUGUUCCUGAUGCUCCACUUCCACCUCAGAUCAUGAGCAUGCGCCACAACUCUUGUUACCUGGCCUGGUCUGAUCCCAGAAAGACUGGCGGGUCUCCCAUCACAGGUUACCAUGUUGAGUUCAAGGAGAGGAACAGUAUGUUGUGGAAGAGAGCGAGCCCGUCUGCCCUGAGGAUGCGGGAACAUAAGGUCACCGGACUGACGGAAGGUCUGGAAUACGAGUUUAGAGUUAUGGCAAUCAACCUGGCUGGCAUAGGCCGACCAAGUGGUCCCACCGAUCCACAGGUUGCCCUGGAUCCAAUUGAUGCCCCUGGGAAACCUGAAGUGGUCAGCAUCACCAGAAGCACAGUGACCCUCGAGUGGACCGAGCCACAGUGCGAUGGUGGCCACAGGCUGACAGGCUACAUCGUUGAAAGACGUGAUCUGCCCUCUAAGAUCUGGGUGAAGGCCAACAACGUAAAUGUUGUGGAGCCCGCAUACACUGUGACCGAAUUGCAGGAGGGCUGCAAAUAUGAAUUCAGAAUCAGGGCAAAGAACUCCGCUGGCGCCGUCAGCCCGCCCUCCGAGCAGACGGAUACUAUAAUUUGCGCUGAUGAAUAUGCUGCCCCAACCAUUAUUAUUGAAGCUCAGGUGAAGGAGGGCCUGACUGUGCGAGCUGGAGAUACUAUUGUCAUCACGGCCACAAGCAUUUUAGGCAAACCUGCUCCAACCUCAUGCUGGUCGAAGGGAGGAAAGUAUUUCAAACCCUCUGAUCUUGUUCACAUUGAGACCACUGCAACUUCCUCCACUUUGUCCGUCAAGUAUGCCGGACGAAAGGAAUCUGGGGAGUACAUCAUCACCGCCAGCAAUCCCUUUGGAGUGAAGGAAGAAACUGUUAAAGUCACAGUUCUGGAUGUUCCUGGAAUUCCUGGACCCAUCGAAACCAGUGGAGUCUCCUCUGAAAAGGUGACUCUUACCUGGACAGCUCCUGCCGAGGACGGAGGCUCUCCCAUCAAGUAUUACACCCUAGAGAAGAGAGAAACCAGCCGCCUCCUCUGGACUAUUCUGGAAGAAAAGGUCAUCGACUGUCACUAUGUUGCGCACAAGCUCAUCCAAGGCAACGAGUACUUCUUCAGAGUCUCUGCUGUCAACCAGUACGGUGCCAGUGAGGCAUCGCACUCUGAUGCCGUCAAGAUGAUUGACAGAUUUGGUCCUCCUGGUCCACCUUCUAAACCAGAAGUGGAGAAAGUUGAUGGACAUUCGGUCACUGUGACCUGGAGGAGACCGGCCGAGGAUGGAGGAACUGACAUCACAGGUUACUGUGUUGAGAAGAAGGAGAAAAGGGGCAUGAGAUGGGUCAGGGCAUCGAAGAAAUCCAUUGCUGAGCUCAGCUAUGCCAUCAGUGGUCUUACUGAGGGCUUAGAGUACGAGUUCCGUGUUCUUGCUGAGAACAAAGCUGGCUUCGGAGAACCAAGUGAACCAUCUAUGCCUGUCAGAACAAUAGUUGCUGCUUAUGUGCCUGGACCUCCAAUCAAUCCAAGAGUCACAGACACAACCAAGAGCACUGCCACUCUGAACUGGGGGAAACCUCUUGAUAAUGGUGGACUUGAAGUUAGUGGAUAUGUGAUUGAACACAAGAAAGAAGGAACCGAAGACUGGGUGAAGGACACCCCUUCAUCUCCACUUAGGAUCACAGAGUUUGUUGUUCCCGGGCUGGAAACUGGUGCAAAAUACCACUUCAGGAUUAGCGCUGUGAAUGCUAAGGGGGCAGGAGAACCUGCCGAAACUCAGGAGCUGUUUGAGAUCGUAGAGCGUGCAGCUGAACCAGAUUUGGAGCUGGAUGUUGAACUGAGAAGAACCCUUGUCGUCAGGGCCGGCUGCUCCAUUCGUCUCUUCGUGCCAAUCAAGGGACGCCCUUCACCUACUGUCACCUGGACAAAGGAUUGUGGUUCUGUCCCACGUGCAGUCAUUGACAGCACUGAAUCAUUCACUAUGCUGAUCAUCCCUGAGAGUUCAAGGAUUGACGUGGGUAAAUAUACGCUGACCCUCGAAAACUCUGCUGGAAAGAAGAGUGCCGAUAUACAAGUGAGAGUACUGGACUCACCUGGACCUCCACUUAACCUAAAACCAGUCAAGAUUGAUAAGGAAAGCAUUUCCCUACAGUGGGAGAUGCCUCUUGUCGAUGGAGGAGCUAAGAUCACCAACUACAUCAUUGAGAAGAGAGAAUCAACGCGCAAGGCUUUUGCUACCGCUAUUACAAAAUGCCCAGCCACUUCGGUUAGGAUUGGUGAUCUGGGUGAAGGCUGUGAGUACUACUUCAGAGUGUCUGCUGAGAAUGAGUACGGCAUUGGUGAGGCAGCUGAAACCGCUGAUCCAAUCCGUGCAUCACAAGCACCAACUCUUCCAGAGAGCAUUAUUCCCACCGAUAUCACCAAAACCUCUGUUAGCCUGGCCUGGACCAAACCAAAGCAUGAUGGUGGAAGCAGAAUUACGGGAUAUGUCCUCGAAGCCCAGAAGAAAGGAACUGAUCAGUGGGCCCAUGUAACAGCAGUUAAGACCAUGGACUUCACAGUGAAGAAUCUUAAUGAGAAGGAGGAAUACAUCUUCCGCGUAAUGGCUGUCAACAGCUCAGGUAGAAGCGCUCCACGUGAAAGUAAACCAAUCAUUGUCAAGGAUUCCACUUUGCUGCCACAGUUUGACCUCCGUGGUGUGUGUCAGAAGACUGUUAUUGCCAAGGCAGGAGAUGAUAUCAAGGUUGAAAUUCCAGUUAUGGGACGUCCAAGACCAACCGUCUCUUGGCAAAAGGAUGGCACGGCACUGAAGCUCACACAGAGAACCAAUGUGGAAACUACGUCGGCCACUGUUGUACUCAGCAUCGGCGAAUGCAACAGAGCUGAUAGUGGUCUAUACACUUUAAUAGGAAAGAACAUUGUUGGUUCCGUGACGGACAACAUCAUUGUCAAAGUACAUGAUGUACCUGGACCACCCAAGGGGCCGGUCAGUAUUGUGGAGAUAGCUCGCACCUAUUGCAUUUUUGCAUGGGACACUCCUGAGAAUGAAGGAGGUGUUCCAAUAAACAAUUAUGUUGUUGAGAUUAGAGACACCACUUCCCAAACAUGGACGGAGCUGUCGUCCACGGUCAUCCGUACUAUAUUCAAAGCCAUUCGCUUAAACACUGGAUCAGAGUACCAGUUCAGAGUGAAGGCUAAGAACAGAUAUGGGGUCGGACCUCCCAUCACCUCAUCGGCAGUGGUGGCUGCCUAUCCUUUCAAAGUCCCUGGACCUCCUGGUACUCCUGGUGUUGCUGCAUUUACUAAGGACUCCAUAACAAUAGGCUGGAAUGAGCCUGUGGUUGAUGGUGGAAAUGAAGUAAUUGGUUAUCAUGUUGAGAGGAAAGAGAGAAGCAGCAUCAUGUGGCAGAAGAUCAGCAAGAGUCUUGUGAAAGGAAACUUAUUCAAAUCCUCAGGCCUUGAAGAUGGAGCCGCCUAUGAGUUCCGUGUUAUGGCUGAAAACAUGGCUGGAAUCGGUAAGCCCAGCAAAGCCUCAGAACCAAUACUUGCCUUGGACCCUGUAGACCCACCGGGUCAGCCUGAGCCAAUAUUUGUCAGCAAGAAUGUCAUCACCAUUCAGUGGACAAAGCCUGAGUAUGACGGUGGCUUCAAAAUCACUGGUUACACAGUGGAGAAGAAAGAACUGCCUGCUGGGCGAUGGAUCAGAGCCAACUUCACCAACAUCACUGAGACCACAUUCACAGUUAGUGGACUGACUCAAGAUGCCUCUUAUGAGUUUCGUGUUAUAGCCAGAAACUCAUUGGGGGCAGUGAGCUUGCCCUCUGAGUCCUCAGACCCAAUUACCUGCAAAGAUGACAUAAUUGAGCCACGCAUUAUGGUUGAUGCCAUCUUUAAGGAUGUUGUUCUACUGAAGGCAGGAGAGUCCUUCAGGCUUGAUGCUGACAUUGCUGGUCAACCAACCCCAUCUAUGGCUUGGACCAAGAAUGGAAAGGAGCUUGAGAACACGAUAAAACUAGAUGUGAAGUUCACAGAACUAACAACUACUGUGACCAACAAGGACUCUAUUAGAUCAGACGGAGGUGAAUUUGUUUUGACUGCCACUAAUGUUGGUGGAUUUGCUAAACAUAUCUUUAAUGUUAAAGUGUUUGAUAGACCUGGACCACCAAUUGGACCUCUUGAAGUGUCCAAUGUCAACUCUGAUAACUGUGUGAUCACCUGGGCUCCACCUGCAGAUGAUGGAGGUGCCAAGAUUGAAGGAUACGUGAUUGAGAAGCGUGAGUCAAGCAGACUAGUAUGGACCAAUGUUGUUUCAGACUUGCAAGUUACACAACAUAAGGUAACCAAGCUGCUCAAAGGAAAUGAAUAUAUCUUCAGAGUUAUGGCAGUAAACAAAUAUGGACUUGGCGAGUCUCUCGAUUCAGAACCUACUAUUGCAGACAACCCAUAUGUGGUUUCUGAUCCGCCAGGGAAUCCUGAGGUGACAGCUAUUACUAAAGAUUCAAUGUUUGUUAUGUGGCAAGUGCCAUUGAGUGAUGGUGGAACUCCUAUCACCAACUACAACAUUGAAAGGAAGGACAAAAUAGGCCUCCGCUGGGUCAAAUGCAACAAGAGGAAGGUCAAAGAUUUACAAUUCAAGGCAACAGGCCUUGUUGUCGGACAUGAAUAUAAAUUCAGAAUUGUUGCUGAGAAUGCUGCUGGCCUGAGUGCUCCAAGUAUCUCGAGUCCCUUCUACAAGGCCACUGAUGCACUGUACAUACCAGGGGCCCCGUGCAACCCAAGAAUCUUGGACACAACCAAGUCUUCAAUCACUGUCGCCUGGAACAAACCUGUAUACGAUGGUGGCUCUGAAAUCACUGGCUACAUUGUGGAGACCUGCAUCCCAUCUGAAGAGGAGGAAUGGAUCAUUGUUACACCCAAAGAAGGACUAAUUGCCACCUCAUUCACAAUUCUUAACCUGAAAGAGAACCAGGAGUACAAAAUCAACAUAUCUGCCCUCAACAGUGAAGGAGUUGGAGAGGCAGCAUCUGUACCUGACAAUACCAAGGCAGAAGACAGGCUUCUGCCACCUGAGAUGGAGUUGGAUGCUGAGCUCCGCAAGGUUGUAAGUCUUCGAGCUUGUUGCUCACUUCGCCUGUUUGUGCCUAUCAAAGGUAGACCAUCUCCUCAGGCUACAUGGACCAAAGGAGAUGGUGAACGCAUCGAGAGGGCAACCAUUGACAGCACAACAUCAUACACCUCACUUGUAAUUGAAAAUGUCAACAGAUUUGAUAGUGGAAAGUAUAAUCUUACGAUCGAAAACAGCUCUGGAUCCAAGACAGUGACAGUUCAAGUCAGGGUGCUUGACACACCAAGUGCCCCUCAGGCUCUCAAAAUCACUGCUAUAACAAAGGAAUCUGUCACUCUGACUUGGGAGCCACCUGCUAAUGAUGGAGGAGUUAAGGUUAAAAACUACAUUGUUGAAAAACGUGAGUCCACCAGGAAAGCAUACGCCACAGUCAGUGCUAACUGCCAUCACACCACCUUCAUAGUUGACCAGCUCUUAGAAGGAUGCAACUAUUAUUUCAGAGUUUUGGCUGAGAAUGAAUAUGGCAUUGGCCUGCCUAUUGAAUCUGGUGAAUCUGUUAAAGUAUCUGAGAAACCACAGCCACCCGGCAAAAUCUCUCUGAAGGACGUUACCAAGAGCAGUGUCACUCUCUCCUGGGAGAAGCCCGCGCAUGAUGGUGGCAGCAGGGUGGGCUGCUAUGUUGUUGAGAUCCAGCCUAAGGGUGUCGAUAACUGGGCCCAGUCAGUGAUUGUAAAGGAAACUGAAGCAACUAUUCAAGGACUUAAUGCAGGUGAGGAAUACAUGUUCCGUGUCGCAGCAAGGAAUGAGAAGGGAACAAGUGACCCACGACAGAUUGGGGUACCUGUGGUUGUAAAAGAUCUUGUGUUUGCACCUGUUGCCAAGAUGUUGUUCACCACAUUCAGUGUGUUAGCAGGAGAAGAUCUGACAGUAGAGAUUCCUUACGUUGCACGUCCCAAAGCAGAUGUCUCCUGGGUAAAAGAUAGUCAGCCUCUAAAGAGAACCACCAGAGUAAACUUUGGCACCACAGAAACAAUGCUGAACCUCAAAAUAAAAGAGGCUACCAGAUUUGAUGUUGGACAAUAUCAUAUUACCAUUAGUAAUGCAGCAGGAGAGACAACAGUGGAUAUUGGCAUCGUUGUACUAGACAAACCAGGACAGCCGGGUGGUCCAGUUAAGUUGGAGGAGGUGACUUCUGACAGUGUAACCAUCUCCUGGAACCAACCAGAAUAUGAUGGUGGAUGCACAAUCAAACACUACAUUGUGGAAAAGAGAGACACAUCCGCUUCUACUUGGAUGGUUGUUUCUCCUAACCUUGCAAGGACUAAAAUAAAGGCAGGCAGGUUGAAGACUGGUUCUGAAUAUCAAUUUAGAAUCACAGCAGAAAACAGAUAUGGAAAAGGCCCAGCGCUUCUCUCAGAGUCCAUUGUAGCUCAAUACCCAUACAAGCUCCCAGGACCACCAGGUACACCGUCUAUUGCAGUCUGCACCAAGGACAGCAUGGUGGUGGCCUGGAAUGAACCUGUCAAUGAUGGUGGCAGCAGCAUCUUGGGUUACCAUCUGGAACGCAAGGAGAGAAACAGCAUCCUUUGGGUCAAACUCAACAAGUCUCUUAUUACCGACCAAACCUUCAAGACUGCUGAUCUUGAACCAGGCAUGGAAUACGAAUACAGAGUUUACGCAGAAAAUAUUGUCGGAACCGGCAAAGCAAGCAAAGUAUCUGAGGGAAGAUUUGCCAGAGAUCCAUGUGACCCCCCUGGGAUCCCAGAGGCUACACAUAUCACAAAGGAAUCCAUCACCAUUGUAUGGGAAAAGCCUGAAUAUGAUGGUGGUGCAAAGGUUACUGGUUACGUGGUGGAAAAGAAGGAGCUUCCUGAAGGUCGAUGGCUGAAGGCCAACUUCACCAAUGUGAUUGAGACCGAAUACGUUGCGACUGGACUUGUGAUGAACAAUCAGUAUGAAUUCCGUGUAAUUGCCAGAAAUGCUGCUGGUGUUUUCAGCAUGCCCUCUUACAGUACCGGCCCUAUAACUGCCAAGGACGAAAUUGAACCACCCAGCUUCAGCAUUGACCCAGAGUACACACAGACUAUUUUAGUUAAUGCCGGAGAUAACUUCAAGAUUGAUGCUGAUGUUCGUGGAAAACCAUUGCCCUCUAUCCACUGGAUGAAGGGAGAGCAGGAGCUGGGCAACACUAUUCAUAGAGAAAUCAAUAACACACCAACCAAAGCUUAUAUAUCUGUCAAGGAAGCUAAACUUUCAGAUGGAGGUCAGUACACUAUGCUGCUGAAAAAUCCGGGCGGAGAAAAGGCUGUACAGGUCAAUAUUGUUGUCCUAGAUAAACCUAGCGAACCACAAGGACCUUUUGUUGUCACAGGAAUAACCAAAGACCGAUGCUGCCUUGCAUGGAAACCACCACUUGAAGAUGGUGGCAGCAAGAUCUCUCACUACAUUGUAAAGAGAAGAGAGACAAGCAGGCUGGUCUGGACUGUCGUUGAUCCAAAAGUGGAGAACAUUUGUUUGAAGGUCACAAAGCUCUUGGAAGGAAAUGAGUACAUCUUCAGAGUCCAGGCUGUCAACCAGUUUGGAGUUGGAGCAGCACUUGAGUCUGCACCUGCUGUAAUUUCAGAUCCAUUUGCGGUGCCUGGAACACCUAAGAGCUUGGAAGUUUCAGAUAUUAAGAAGGAUUCAAUGGUGCUCACCUGGGAGGCUCCUUCUGAAGAUGGAGGCAGCCCUAUCACUGGAUACAUAAUUGAGAAACAUGACAAAGAAGGUGUAAGAUGGACCAGAUGUAACAGGAAAACAGUCAAUGACUUGACUUUCAAGGUCACUGGACUAAUGGAAGGCCAUAUUUACGAAUUCAGAGUUGCUGCUGACAAUGCGGUUGGCGUUGGGGAGCCAAGCUCCCCAACUGUGUUCUUCAAAGCACUUGAUCCCAUCUUCAGGCCCGGCCCACCACAUAAUCCAAGAGUCACUGACACAACUAGGACAUCAGUAUUCCUGUCAUGGAGCAAGCCUGUCUGUGAUGGAGGCAGUGAGAUUCAGGGAUACGUGGUUGAGUGUUGCCCUACCACAGAGUCACCGGUGCCAGCAGUGGCUCCUGAUGAAUCCCUGGCUGAAGUCCUGGGUGCCGAGGCACCCACCCUAGGUGCCCCUACCGAGGAAUGGAAAAUGUGUACACCUCCAACAGGUGUCAAAAAGACCAAGUUUGAAGUUGUAAACCUGAAAGAAAACCAGGCAUACAAGUUUAGAGUAUGUGCUAUCAACAAAGUCGGAGUUGGUGAGAAUGGUGAUGUUUCUGGAGCUAUUGUUGCCCAGGACAGGGCAGAGGAGCCAGACCUUGACAUUGACCCAGAACUGCGAAAGAUUGUGACCAUCAAAGCUGGAGCAUCCCUUAGGCUGUUUAUUCCUGUCAAAGGAAGGCCCGCUCCUACCAUAAAAUGGGACAAAGAUGAAGCUGAACUUAAAGAGACAGCCCAGGUCGAGGUGACCAGCAGUUACUCAUCCCUUGUAAUAGACAAGUUGAGCAGAAAUGACAGUGGAAAAUACACAAUCACAGCAGAGAACACCAGUGGAACCAAAUCCGCAUUUGUGGUUGUCCGUGUUCUUGACACACCUAGUGACCCUGUCAACUUGAAAGUGAAAGAAAUAACCAACCAGUCGGUGACACUUGUAUGGGAACCACCUCUGUUGGAUGGUGGGUCCAAGAUCAAGAACUACAUUAUUGAAAAGAGAGAAAGCACACGCAAGACAUACGCAGCUGUUGUAACAAAUUGCCAUGCUCUUUCAUUUAAGAUUGAUUCUCUCCAGGAGGGUUGUAGUUACUAUUUCCGAGUUCUUGCCGAAAAUGAAUAUGGUGUCGGUCUGCCUGCGGCAACUGUCGAUCCUCUUAAGGUGUCAGAGGUGCCCCAAUGUCCAAAGACCUUGAUUGUUACAGAUCAAACUCAAACAAGCAUUUCUUUGGCUUGGGAGAAGCCUGAGUAUGAUGGUGGUAGCAGAGUUAUUCAGUACCUGCUCGAGGUGCAACUCAAGGGCCAGGAGAAGUGGUCUGGUGUCAACACAUUUAAGACAAUGGAGACUACAGUAACUAAACUGAACCCAGGAGAUGAGUAUAUAUUUAGAGUUAUAGCAAUCAAUGAUAAGGGAAAGAGCGACCCCAAAGUCCUUGCUGGUCCAGUGAUGACCAAAGAUUUGGUCUAUGAGCCAGAUGUUCGACCAGCAUUUAGCAGCUACAGUGUAAAAGUGGGAAAAGACCUCAACAUUGACAUUCCCUUCUUUGGAAGACCUAAACCAACUGUCUUAUGGACAAAAGAUGGAGCCUCUUUGAAAUUUACUACCAGAGUCAACAUUCACAACACACUAACACAUACAACCUUGAGCAUUAAGGAGGCAGCAGGUGAUGAUGGUGGCAUGUACAGUAUACACGUUGCUAACUCAGCUGGACAGAAAGACACAACAGUUGAAAUUAUUGUUCUUGACAAGCCCAGCCCUCCAUCCGGACCUGUGAGGUUUGAUGAAAUCACAACACAGAGUAUCACUCUUUCGUGGGAUCCACCAAAGCACAAUGGUGGAUGCCAGAUUUCUAACUACAUCGUACUGAAGAGAGAUACGACUUCAACAACAUGGGAAAAUGUCAGCCUCAACUAUGCCAGAACAACCAUUAAAGUGCCUAGACUGAAGGCUGGAGCCGAGUACCAGUUCAGGAUCAUUGCUCAGAACCGCUAUGGCAAGAGCCAUGGGCUGGACUCAUCUAGUGUAGUGGCUCAGUACCCAUACAGAGAGCCAGGACCACCAGGCACCCCCUUCAUCUCGUCUCUGUCCAGAGACCACCAAAUUGUUGAGUGGCAUGAGCCUGUCCAAGAUGGAGGCAGCACAAUUCUGGGCUACCAUCUCGAAAGGAAAGAGAGGAAUAGCAUCCUCUGGAUCAAGAUCAACAAGACACUUAUCCAUGAGACUGUUUUCAAGAGUCAACCCUUGGAAGAGGGUGUUGAGUAUGAAUACCGGGUUUCUGCUGAAAACAUUGUUGGCAUUGGCAGGUGCAGUAAGGUCUCUGAGGGCUUUGUUGCCCGUGACCAAUGUGAUCCUCCUGGCACACCGGAGGCCAUCCAUGUUACCAAGGACACCAUUGUUAUCCACUGGACCAAACCUGAGUACGAUGGUGGCAGUAACAUAACUGGCUAUACUGUGGAGAGGCGUGAUCUGCCAGAGGGAAGGUGGGUAAGGGCGAACUUCACUAAUGUGAUUGAGACCAAGUUCACUGUCACUGGUCUGACUGAAAAGGCACAGUAUGACUUCAGAGUCAUUGCUAAAAAUGCAGUAGGCACAGUCAGUAAGCCGUCCUACAACAGCGGACCAAUUACUGUAAGUGAUGAGUGGGAAGCACCCAAAUUCUCCAUUGACCCAGCAUUCAUCAAGACCAUUACCAUCAACGCUGGAGAAACCUUCAAGCUGGAUGCUGAUGUCCAUGGCAAGCCGCUACCUACAAUCCAGUGGUUCAAGGAUGAAAAACCAAUCGAAAAUACACUCAGACGAGAGAUUAAAAACACAAAUAACCAUGCUAUGAUUGUCAUUAAGGACUCUGUUAGAAUUGAUGGUGGCUAUUACACACUCCAGCUUACAAAUGUGGCUGGCAGUGAAACAGUACCAUUCCAGGUUGUGGUCCUGGACAGGCCUAGCCAAUGCGAAGGACCCCUCCACAUCGCUGCAGUAGCUCAAGAUAGAUGCACACUGGUAUGGCAAGCCCCUCUUCAUGAUGGAGGUAGUCCUAUUAAGCACUAUUUAAUCGAAAGACGAGAGACCAGCCGUCUAGCUUGGACUGUUGUUUGCAACUGCUGUGAAACUACAUGCUACAAGGUUACCAAACUACUGGAAGGCAAUGAAUAUAUAUUCCGUGUCAUGGCAGUCAACAGUUUUGGUGUAAGUGAGCCACUGCAGUCUAGUGGAGUGGUUAUGAAGACUCCAUUCCUACCUCCUGGUCCACCUCAUAUUGAGGAUGUAUCCAACAUUGCUCAUGAUGGCAUGACAGUUACUUGGUCCGCCCCGGACACUGAUGGUGGCAGUGAGAUUACCAAUUACAUAAUUGAAAAGAAGGACAGAAAUGGAAUAAAAUGGACAAGAUGCAACCGACAGAAAGUCACUGAUCUCUCCUUUAGAGCUACAGGCCUAACCACCGACCAUGAAUAUGAAUUCAGAGUGUCCGCUGAGAAUGUAGUUGGAGCAGGAGAACCAAGCCUUCCAAGUUCAUACUACAAGGCCAGUGAUCCCAAGUAUAAGCCUGGUAGCCCAACAUAUGUGAAUGUGAUUGACUCUACAAAUAGUUCCAUUACAGUGUCAUGGGGUAAGCCUCUGUCUGACGGGGGGUGCACCAUUCAAGGGUACAUUGUUGAAGUCUGCAAAGCUGAGGAGGAAGAAUGGACCAUGGUUACACCCGCCACUGGACUGCGCGUCAACAAGUAUGAAAUUACCAAACUGACUGAGGGUCAGGAGUACAGAUUACAGGUGUGUGCUUUGAACAAGCUGGGGGUUGGUGAGCCAGCAGCUCUCCCUGGAACAGCUAAGCCAGAGGAAAGGUUGGAGCCACCACAGAUCCACCUAGACUCAGAGCUGAGGAAGGGCAUCACAGUGAAAGCUGGUGGAUCUGUUAGAAUCCAUGUUCCCUUCAAGGGCAGGCCAACCCCUGAGAUUAAGUGGACUAAGGAUGAGGGAGACUUGACUGAAAAAGCGGUGGUUGAGAAAGCUCUCAACUUUACACACUUGUCCAUUGACUCAUGUGACAGGAGCGACUCUGGAAAAUAUACUCUGAGCCUGACCAACAGCAGUGGGACUGUAUCUGAGUUUGUUGUUGUCAAAGUCCUGGACACACCUGGAUCACCACAGAAACUUGUGGUUAAAGAAGUCAAAAAGGACAGUGUCACUCUUGUCUGGGAUGCACCGCUGAUUGAUGGAGGUUCCAAAAUCAAAAACUAUGUCAUUGACAAACGUGAAUCAACCAGAAAGACAUAUGCAAAUGUGUCAACCAAAUGCACCAAGACCACAUUCAAAGUGGAGAACUUGGUUGAAGGUGCAAUGUACUACUUCAGAGUCAUGGCUGAGAAUGACUAUGGAAUUGGCCAGGCUGUUGAAACAAAGGCAGCUUUCAAGGCCUCCGAAGUACCACUGCCUGUUGGAAAAAUCUCCGUCACUGAUGUCACCAAGGCAACUAUCUCACUAGCUUGGGAGAAACCUGACCAUGAUGGCGGCAGUAGGAUUGGAGGCUACCUGAUUGAGAUGCAACCCAAGGGUACAGAAAAGUGGGGAGUUGCAACAAAUACAAAGACGUGCGACGGGACUGUCACAGGCCUCACCGAGGGAGCAGAAUACUUAUUCCGAAUCAUUGCUUACAAUGAGAAGGGCAAGAGUGAACCAAUGGCACUGGCUGCACCGGUUGUAGCCAAUGACAUAUCCAUGGAGCCCAAUGUUACCAUGCAAUUUAACACCUACAGUGUAUUAGCUGGAAAGGACUUGAAGCUGGAGUUCCCUUUGCUUGGCAGACCCAAACCUAGAGUCUCCUGGUCCAAAGACGGUCAACCUUUAAAGGUGACAUCCAGAAUCAAUGUAAUAAACAAGCCAACAACAACUGGAAUUCAUAUUACUGAGGCAUGCAAGGACGACUUUGGCAAAUAUUCCAUCAUAGCAACCAAUAGUGCCAGCACAAUCACCAAGGAUGUGUCUGUCAUUAUCCUGGACAAGCCUGGUCAACCAAAAGGUCCAGUAAAGGUUGUUGAAGUGAGCAACACCUUUGUUCAUCUCUCCUGGGAGCCACCUGUGUACCUGGGUGGAUGCCAGGUAAAGAACUAUAUUGUGGAGAAAAGGGACACCACCACCCAAACAUGGCAGCCAGUCACAACACAGCUUGCUAGAACAGCUUUCAAGGUCACCAAGCUGAAGACUGGUGCAGAAUACCAGUUCAGAAUCAUAGCUGAAAAUAGAUAUGGAAAAGGUGCACCUCUUGACUCCAAGUCCAUCGUUGUUCAGUAUCCAUACAAACCACCAGGGCCUCCGGGAACACCAUUUGUCAAAUCUGCAUCAAAGGAAAUGAUGAUCAUUGAAUGGAAUGAACCAGUAAAUGAUGGUGGAAGUACUGUUAUUGGCUAUCAUCUAGAAAGCAAGGAGAGAAGCAGCAUUAUGUGGAACAAAUUGAACAAGAUGCUCAUCAACGAUACUCAGUUCAAGAUCUCCAAUCUAGAGGAGGGUAUUGGCUAUGAAUUCAGAGUUUAUGCUGAAAACAUUGUUGGCAUUGGCAGGUGCAGUAAAGUCUCUGAGUCCUUUGUUGCUCGUGACCCAUGUGAUCCUCCUGGUCCUCCUGAAGCUGUAUCUAUUUCUAAGACCAUAAUCAAAAUUCAGUGGACCAAGCCUCAGUAUGAUGGUGGCAGCAAGGUGAAUGGAUAUAUUGUGGAAAAGAAAGAUCUUUCCUCUCCUGAUGGACACUGGGUAAGAGCUAAUUUCACCAAUAUCAUUGACACUGAGUAUACCGUCACUGGCCUGACAGAGAAUGAACAAUAUGAAUUCAGAGUUAUUGCAAGAAAUGCAGCCGGAGUCUAUAGCAUGCAAUCCGACAGCUCUGGACCUAUUACUGCUACUGAUGAAAUUGAACCACCAAGAGCUUCAAUGGAUCCUAAAUACAAGGAUGUUAUUAUUAUCAAUGCGGGAGAACACUUGCUUCUGGAUGCUGACAUCUAUGGAAAACCAAUUCCUGAUGUCACCUGGCUAAAAGAGGGAAAAGAAAUGGACAAAGCCCUACGCAUUGACGUCAAAACUACACAGAAACAAGCAGCCAUGACCAUUAAGGAUGUGACCAAGCUUGAUAGUGGCCACUAUGACCUCGUCCUCAAAAAUCUAGGUGGUACAAAAACCUUCCCUAUCACUGUCAAAGUUCUUGAUAAGCCAGGUCCACCUGCUGGACCCAUGAGAGUGACAGGAAUUAUGGCUGACAGGUGCGUCCUUUCCUGGGCUGAACCAACUCUGGAUGGCGGGGCUAGUAUUACUCACUAUAUCUUGGAGAAGAGAGAGACUAGCAGGUUGUCCUGGACAGUAGCUGCACCAAAUGUCAAGGGUUUGUACCAUAAAAUUAUGAAUUUGCUUCCUGGAAACGAAUACAUUUUCAGAGUAAAGGCAGUCAACAAAUACGGUGUUGGCGAUUGUCUCGAGAGUGAAGCCAUCACUGCACGCAAUCCUUACAAGCCACCCAGUGCUCCUGGAACUCCAGAAGCAAGUCAGAUCACAAAGGAAUCCAUGCUUCUGUCGUGGACGGUCCCAGAACAGACCGGCGGAGCUGAAAUUGAAGGCUACCACCUUGAAAAACGUGACAAAGAUAGUGUGAGGUGGACCAAAUGCAACAGACAAAAGCUGACUGACAACCACUUCAACGUCACAGGUCUGAUGACCGACCACUUCUAUGAGUUCCGUGUCGCUGCUGAAAACAAGGAUGGAAUAGGAGACCUUAGUGAAUUGUCCAUGCUUCAUAGAGCUUGUGAUGCCACAACACCACCUGGACCUCCACACCACCCUAAAGUGACGGACUACACAAAGUCUUCUGUGUCUCUGUCCUGGGGUAAACCCGACUUUGACGGCGGUGCCUAUGUAAAGGGCUACAUCGUUGAAAUGAGGGAGUAUACACCAGUGCCCGAUGAAGCAGAGGAGGCGGAGGUAGCACCAGCAAUAGAUGCACCGGUUGAAAAGAAAUGGACCAUGUGUACUCCACCUACUGGUACACAAGCCACUAAACUCACCAUCACAGACCUGAAGGAGGGCGGAGAGUACCAGUUCCGCGUCUGUGCGAUCAACUCUGAGGGAGUGGGGGAGGCCGCUAAUAUCCAAAGCACAGUAGUUACUUCUGACAGAGUGGAAGCACCAGAGAUCGAGCUGGACGCCGAUCUCAGGAAGGUGGUGUCUCUCCGCGCAGGUGGAACUCUGCGUCUCUUUGUUACCAUCAGGGGGAGGCCGGAACCCGCUGUGAAAUGGGAAAAAGUUGAUGGUACUCUUACAGAGCGUGCUGGAAUUGACACUACCAGUUCAUAUACUAUGCUUGUUAUUGAUAACGUUAACCGCUUUGACAGCGGUAAAUACUCACUCACACUAGAGAACAGCAGUGGGGAAAAAUCCGCCAUUGUUGCAGUUAGAAUUUUGGAUACACCAAGUUCACCUCAAAAGUUUUCUGUAAAGGAGCUUAAGAAGGAUUCAGUGACUCUUGUCUGGGAUACGCCGCUUACUGAUGGUGGUUCUAAAAUCACAAACUACAUUGUAGAGAAAAGAGAAUCUGUCCGGAAGGCCUAUACCACUGUAACCAGCAACUGCUUGGUCAAUUCAUUCAAGAUUGAAGAGCUGCCUGAAGGUGGAACUUUCUACUUUAGAGUCUGUGCCGUUAAUAAAUAUGGCCAAGGACCGAUGGUUGAAACCAAAGAAAUUAAAGUGUCUGAGGUUCCGCUGCCACCAAGCAAGGUUCGGGUUGUAGAUUUGACAAAGAACAGCGUGACACUGACAUGGGACAAACCUGCUCAUGAUGGUGGAAGCAAAAUUAUGUGCUACAAUGUAGAAUUCAAGCCCAAAAGUGGAGAUAAAUGGGGCACAGCAUGCACAGUUAAGGUAACUGAAGCAACGAUUCCUAACCUGACUCCUAAUGAAACCUAUUUAUUCAGACUUGUUGCAAUCAAUGAGAAGGGAAAGAGUGAGCCAAAGGAUCUCAGUUUGCCUGUGGUCACAAAGGAUGUUACGAUUGAACCAUCGGUCAACUUACUCUUUACCACAUACAGUGUGAAGGCUGGAGGUGACCUUACUUUUGAGGUUCCAGUUAGAGGUAGACCUAAGCCUGUUGUAUCCUGGAGGAAGGAUGGCCUUCCUUUGAAACAAACAUCCUCAGUUACUAUCUUAAACAGUCUGACCAUGUCCAAAAUUAUCAUCAAAGAGGCUGGCAGAGAACAUGUUGGCAAGUAUGAGAUCACCCUGGCAAACACGGGAGGAACUGUCACAGCAGAUAUUGGAGUUGUUGUCCUUGAUAAACCAGGUGCACCUAAAGGUGUCAAAGUCGAUUCGGUGACAUCCGACAGCAUCACACUCUCCUGGUCUCCGCCAGAUUAUGAUGGCGGCUGCUGCAUCAGUAACUAUAUUGUGGAGAAGAGAGACACAAAUAGCCAAGAAUGGCAGAUGGUGGGAAGUAAUGUUGCCCGAACGUCUUUCAAGGCUGGCCGCCUGACACAUGGAGCAGAGUACCAAUUCCGUAUUUAUGCUGUCAACCGUUAUGGAAAGAGUACAUAUUUGGACUCACCUGGAAUCACUGCUCGGUAUAACUUCAAACAACCUGGACCUCCUUCCACACCUAUAGUGAAGUUGGCCACCAAGUCCUACAUGUUGGUGACUUGGAAUGAGCCAGUCAUUGAUGGUGGAAGCCCAGUUCUGGGCUACCAUCUGGAGAGGAAAGAGCGUACUAGCAUUCUCUGGACAAAGAUUAACAGAGGAAUGAUUAAAGACACAGAAUACAAAGUCAAUGGAAUUGAAGAGGGCAUGAUGUAUGAAUACCGUCUCUAUGCUGAAAAUAUUGCUGGUAUCGGUAAAUGCAGCAAGGCCUGUGAAGCUGUGGCAGCUAGAGAUCCUUGUGACCCGCCAGGCACACCAGUGGUCACUAGUGUCACCAGAACAUCUGUCUCCCUGUCUUGGGAUAAACCAGAGUAUGAUGGUGGAGCCAAGGUUUCUGGCUACACCAUUGAACGUAGAGACCUUCCUGAAGGACGAUGGACAAGGUGCAACUUCACCAACGUGCCCGAGACCCACUACGAUGCAACAGGCCUCACAGAGAACAGUCAGUAUGACUUCCGUAUUAUUGCUAAGAAUGCAGCUGGAUUGUUCAGUGAACCAUCCGACAACACUGGCCCCAUCACGGUCAAGGAUGAUGUGGAUCCACCACGCAUCAUGAUGGAUGUCAAGUUCAGAGAGACAUUGUUUGUAAAAGCAGGAGAAACUCUGAAGAUUAAUGCGGACCUUGCUGGACGUCCCGCCCCUGUCGUUUCCUGGACCAAGGACGGCAAAGAGAUUGAGCUGAGAGCCAGGAUCCAGAUUGUUUCCACAGAUACUAGUACUUCUGUCAUUGUGAAAGAUAGCAUCAGAACAGAUUCUGGACAGUACGUUCUGACUCUACAGAAUAUUGGUGGAGCAGUUAACAUGCCAAUAAACUGCAUCAUUCUUGAUAAGCCCGGACCCUCAGCAGGACCUCUGCAAAUCACAAGUCUCACAGCUGACGCGUGCACUCUGUCAUGGGGUCCUCCUCAGGAAACCGGCGGUGCUGACAUCACACAUUACAUUGUUGAGAAGCGUGAAACCAGCCGUUUGGCAUGGACAGUGGUGAAAGGAGACGUCACGAAAACGUACCUCAAAGUCACAGGACUGCUCAAGGGCAACGAAUACAUCUUCAGGAUUUUGGCUGUCAACAAGCACGGACCUGGGGAGUCUCUGGAAUGUGAUGCUGUAAAGAUAACAGAUCCAUACACGAUUCCCACUGCUCCGACUAACGUGGAUGUCACUGCCAUAAGUGGUGAUUCAAUGACCCUUACCUGGCUCAAGCCAGCCAGCAAUGGAGGCAGCCCCAUCACCGGAUAUGUGAUUGAGCGCCGUGAGAAGACUGGUAUGCGCUGGAUCCGUGUGAACAAAAAUCCAGUUGCUGAAUGUACCGCAGUCGCAACCAAACUGCGAAAGGGUUGUGAGUACGACUUCAGAGUCUAUGCAGAGAAUGUGGCUGGUUUGAGUCCUCCAAGUGAACGCUCUGCAUCAUUCAGAGCAAUCGAUCCUCUGGUCGUUGCUUCACGCCCAACAAAGCCAAAGAUUGUCAGCUCAACCAAGGACAGUGUGUCCAUUGUCUGGAAACAACCCAGACAUGAUGGUGGUACUCCGAUCCUUGGAUACAGUGUAGAAUAUAGAGAGUACAUCUGCAAACCAGAGCCAGAGGUUGUUGAAGAGGGAGAAUAUGAGGAGGAGGAGGAGGAGGAGGAGGAGGAGGUACCAGAAUCACCCGAAGAACUUGCAAGAUGGGUUGAGGCAGUCCCUCUUACCAAGAGCAUGGAGUUCACAAUAACUGGACUGAAGACAGAUGCAGAAUAUGAAUUCUGUGUCAUGGCAAUAAACAAAGUUGGCAGCAGUAUGCGUAGCUUAUGUUCAGACGCAGCCACAGCAAUGGACAGAACUGCAGAGCCAUCAUUUGAUGUUGACAUUGAGAUGCGUAAAGUACUUAUUGUCAAGCAUGGCACAGCAUUUACUCUCAGGGUACCAUUCAAGGGCAAACCCGUUCCAUCGGUGGCCUGGAGCAAGGAGGCCGUUGAUUUAAAGGUCAGAGGAACCAUCGAAUCAACAGAGUCAAGCACUUCACUGACUAUUGAAAAGUCAACCAGAAAUGAAUCUGGUGAGUACUGUGUCAGCAUUGAAUCACCACUGGGAACCGCGACACUGCCCAUGAUUGUCAAGGUGCUUGACUCCCCCGGACCUCCUGUCAACGUUAAAGUUUCAGCAGUUACCAGGGAUUCGGCAACCCUCAGUUGGGAAGCGCCAGAGAAUGAUGGUGGUGAUGCAGUGAAGGCCUACCAUGUUGAAAAGCGUGAGGCCAGUAAGAAGGCAUGGGUCUCAGUGACCAGCAACUGCCACGCAUUGACCUUUACAGUGAAAGACCUGCAGGAGGGAGCCAUGUAUUACUUCAGAGUUAUUGGAGAAAACGAGCAUGGAGUUGGUGUCCCUCAGGAGGCAAAGGCCGGAACAAAAAUUACAGAGGUACCAAGUAUACCGAUGAAACUUGGAGUGGCAAAUGUUACCAAGGACAGCGUUACAAUUGCCUGGACAAGACCGGAAUACGAUGGCGGCAGCAGAGUCACUAGUUACCUCAUUGAUGCCCUGGAGAAGGGACAAACCAAGUGGGUGAAGUGUGCCACUGUGAAGACCAUGAACCACACCAUUAAAAACCUGAGGGAGUGUGCAGAGUACUAUUUCAGAGUCCGUGCCGAGAACCAUGCCGGACUUAGUGAACCAAAGGAGAUGAUCAUACCAGUUAUCGUCAAGGAAAUACACGAGGCUCCUGAAUUUGACAUGAAGAAUUACCCCAAGAACACAGUCUAUGUGAGAGCAGGAUCCAACCUUACUUUUGAGAUUCCUCUUACUGCCAGGCCCAUGGCUAAGGUCACUAUGUCCAGGAACAAUGUUGUUAUCCAGGGAUCCAAGAGGCUGCUAACUGUAGUAACUCCAGACAGCCUAAUCAUCACUCUAAAUGAGAGCAUUGCAACUGAUGCUGGCAAAUAUGAAAUCACCGCCUCUAAUGCCGGAGGUACCGCCAAGGUCUUCCUAAUCUUUGUUGUGAUGGACAGACCCGGACCUCCCAUUGGUCCAAUCGAGGUUGGUGAAGUCGGAGAAACCACGGUACAUCUGAAAUGGGCGGUUCCAGAGUAUGAUGGUGGCAGUCCUGUUACCAACUACAUUGUUCUGAAACGUGAAACCAGCACUCCCAACUGGGCAGAGGUGUCAACUAGCAUUGCCAGAAGUUCAAUCAAGGUGACUAAGUUGACCAAGGGAGAGGAAUAUCAGUUCAGAAUCAAGGCUGAGAAUCGCUUCGGUGUCAGUGACCACAUUGACACUAAGCCAAUCAUGAUCAAGCUUCCAUACACUAUCCCUGGGCCUCCAUCCACACCAUGGCUGGACUUUGUAUCCAGAGAGAGCUUCACAGUCUGCUGGAAUGAGCCGGUCAAUGAUGGUGGAAACACUGUGAUUGGAUAUCAUCUCCAGAUGAAGGAAAGGAGCAGCAUCCUUUGGCAGAAGGUCAAUAAGACACCGAUCUCAGGAAACCAGUGGCGAGUUACAAACAUCUGCCCUGGCCUCAUCUAUGAAUUCAAGGUGGCAGCUGAAAAUGCCGCCGGUAUUGGAAAGUUGAGCAAGACCUCUGAAGAGGUUCUUGCUAUUGAUGCCUGCGAGCCUCCAGCAAAUGUCCACAUCUCAGAAGUCACCAAGAACUCAGUCAAACUGGCCUGGCAGAGGCCUCCAUAUGACGGCGGCAGCAAGAUUACCGGCUACAGUGUGGAGAGGAGAGAAGCUGCCAGUGGCAGAUGGGUGAAGGCCAACUUCACAAACAUUAUUGAGCUGGGCUUCAAGGUUUCUGGACUGAACCAGGACGAGACUUAUGAGUUCAGAGUAUACGCCAAGAAUGCUGUUGGGUCCGUCAGCAACCCAUCUCUCAUCGCUGGCCCAGUCACUUGUGUUGACGCAUCCGGUGGCCCUGUCAUUGACCUUCCUCCAGAGUAUCUGGACGUGGUUCAGUUCAAAGCUGGAGUUUCAGUCAAGCUCGGAGUUGGAAUCAUCGCCAAACCUCUACCGACCAUUGAGUGGCUCAAAGACGGAAAAGAGCUUGUGACAUCUUCUCAACUGUCUGUUGAAAGCACCACUGACUCUUCUGCUGUGCUGAUUAAGGAUGCAGCUCGCUUUGACACCGGCUCAUAUGACAUCAAGAUCAAGAAUGUUCUGGGCUCAGCAUCUGCAACUAUCAGGAUUGAAAUCCUAGACAAACCUGGACCCCCUGCUGGCACGAUUAUAUUCAACUCGGUCACAGAAGACAAAAUAACCUUCAGCUGGCAGCCUGUGCCCGAAUCCGACCAGGGCGGUUUCAAGGUGACCCACUACAUCGUUGAGAGGCGUGAAACCAGCCGAGUAGUCUGGUCGACAAUUUCGGACAAGCAUGAGGAGACCUACGCCACCGCCAGCAAGUUGUUGCGUGGAAACGAAUAUGUGUUCCGCGUGAUGGCCGUUAAUAAGUACGGCGUUGGAGAGCCACUGGUGUCUGAGCCUGUCAUCGCUAAGAAUGCCUUUGUAACUCCUGGACAGCCUCGUACUCCUGAGGUCAACACCAUAACCAAGUCCACCAUGGUGGUGGAAUGGGACAAACCAGGUGUAGACGGAGGGAGCGCCGUGACGGGCUACUACCUGGAAAGACGGGACAAGAAGAGCUUGCGCUGGAUCAGAGUUUACAAAGAACCCGUCACUGGCAUCAAACAGACCGUCUACCAUCUGACAGAAGGAAACGAGUACCAAUAUCGCAUCUGUGCCAUUAACAAGGCUGGAGACGGACCAUUCUCUGAUGCGUCAGACUACUACAAAGCUGCAGACCCAGUUGAUCCACCGGAUGAGCCUUGUAAGCUGAAGGUGAUGGACUCCACAAAGACCUCCAUCACCUUGGGCUGGUCCAAGCCAGAAUGGGAUGGAGGCAGUGAGGUGAUCAGCUACAUGGUGGAGAAGCUUGUAGAGGGAGAAACAGAAUGGGCCAUGGUUACCUCCAGGGGAGAGGUCAAGACCACAGAAUACACAGUCCACGACUUACAACCAGACGUCAACUAUUUCUUCCGAGUUUCUGCUGUCAACUGUGCUGGCCAAGGAGAGUCUCUGGAGAUGAUUGAGCCAACACAAGCCAAGGAUAUCCUGGAGGAGGCCCAGAUUGACUCAGAUGUAGCCAUGAGAACACACUAUAUUGUGAAAGCCGGCAAGGAUGUGGAGCUGUCAGUUCCUCUGAAGGGGAGACCUGCUCCCAGUGCGUCCUGGAGUAAGGGAGAAGAAUGUAUUAAUCAUGACUCCAAAUACGAGUUCCACCACUCAGACACUGCUACGGUUCUCGUCAUGCGUGAGGUGACCAAGCUGGACACCGGAAAGUACACAUUGAAGAUCGAGAACGGUGUUGGAGAGCCGAAGUCGCUAACCCUGCACGUGAAGGUUCAGGAUACUCCAGCUCAGUGCAGGAACCUGGUCCUUAAGGAUGUAACCCGUGGACUAGUCACUCUGUGCUGGGAGGCUCCACUUCUCGAUGGCGGUGCUGAGAUCACUAACUACAUUGUUGAGAAGAGGGACUCCUCCAAGAGAUCCUACUCUGCAGUGACAACCAAAUGCACGGACACAACAUACACCAUUGAAGACCUUUCAGAGAAGACAUCCUUCUUCUUCCGCGUGUUGGCAGAGAAUGAGAACGGCGUUGGAGAUCCGUGUGAAACACUUGAGCCUGUGAAGGCCACAGAGACUCCAGGACCAGUCAAAGACAUUUCUAUGAAGGAUUCAUCGAAGACCUCUGUUACUCUGCAGUGGCUUAAGCCUGAUUACGAUGGCGGCAGCAUCAUCUCUGACUAUGUCAUUGAGCAGAAGCUCAAGGACGGGGAUUGGUCAAUGGCAGGAACGAGCCGACAGUGUGAGUUUGAAGUCAAGAAACUCAAGGAGCACUCAGAAGUAUUAUUUAGAAUUGCUGCAAGGAAUGAAAAGGGUAAGAGUGACUUUGUUGAGAUUGGGCCUAUAAAGGUUAUUGACUACAUCAUCACACCUGAGGCAAGCCUUGCCGAGUACCCAAGUGGCCGCCUCAAUGUUCGCCUGGGUCACAAUGUGCACAUCGAGCUGCCAUACGUAGGUAAACCCAAACCUUCUAUUCUGUGGCUGAAGGACAACCUGCCUCUGAAGGAGAGUGACGUAAUCCGCUUCAAGAAGACAGACAACAAAGCCACUCUAAUUAUCAAGAAUGUAACCAAGGAGAUUGAGGGUAAAUACACUCUGACUCUUGACAAUAAAAUCAGUAGGAAAUCAUUCCACAUCUAUGUCGUCACACUUGGACCUCCAUCAAAGCCUGUUGGACCCAUCCGCCUGGAUGAAGUGAGAGCUGAGAGCAUCAUGAUCUCCUGGGAUGAACCCAAUGACGACGGUGGUGGAGACAUCUCCUGCUACGCCGUAGAGAAGCGUGAUGCCACCCAGUCCAACUGGAAGAUGGUCUGCUCCAGUGUGGAGGAUACUCAAUUCAAGGUCCCCAACUUGAUUAAGGGUGUCCAAUACCAGUUCAGAGUUUGUGCUGAGAACAGAUACGGAGUCAGCGACCCUCUCAUCUCUCAGAUGGUCAUUGCCAAGCACCAGUUCAGGCCUCCAGGCCCCCCAGGCAAGCCCGUAGUAUACAACAUCACCAACGAUGGCAUGACCAUCCAGUGGGAGCAGCCCAUCUAUGACGGCGGUACCCCUAUCCAGGGCUUCCAUGUGGAGAAGAGGGAAAAGAACAGCUUCAUGUGGCAAAAAGUUAACACUGUGCUAAUCAAAGAAACCGAUUUCCGAAUCUUGGAGCUCAUAGAAGGUCUGGAGUACUCCUUCAGAGUCUACGCACAGAACGAUGCUGGCUUCAGCCGAAUGAGUGAUGAGAGCAAGCCAAACAUGGCUGUCAGUCCUGUUGAUCCUCCUGGUCAGCCCGACUACACGGAUGUGACGAGUGACUCGGUCACUCUGAAAUGGGACGCUCCAAAACGCGAUGGUGGUAGCAAGAUCACCAGCUAUAACCUUGAAAAACGCCAAGGACAUGGACGCUGGUUCAAGGCCAACUUGACCGACGUACACGACUGCCUUUACACCGUCACCGGGUUGGCAAUGAACGAGCGCUAUGAAUUCAGAGUGACCGCCCGCAAUGCAAUCGGGGUUGUUAGUCCUCCGUCAAACUCCUCUGGUUUGAUUGUGGUCAGAAGUGAGAACGCUUCUCCAAACAUCGAGUUUGGCCCGGAGUACUUUGAGGGUCUGACAGUGAAAGCAGGAGACAACAUCCGGCUAAAAGUGACCAUCACCGGACGCCCCGUUCCCAAGGUCGUUUGGUUUAGAGAUGAUGUUGAGGUCACAAAGAAGAUGAUGGACAUCAUCAACAUAGCUGGAUCCAGCACCCUGUUUGUGAGGGACGCCGAUCGUACACACAGUGGCUACUACACUGUGGAGGCUACUAAUGGAUCAGGAAGCAGGAAGGAGGGCAUCCUUGUCCAAGUUCAAGACACACCUGGGGAGCCGGUUGGACCCAUAACUUUCAGCAACAUUUCAGAGGGUAAAUGCACCCUGACUUGGAACCCACCUGAAAACGACGGCUGCUCCGAGAUCACGCAUUACAUUGUUGAGAAGCGUGAGACCGCCAAGAUUUCUUGGUCUCUGGUGUCAGACGAUUGUGCCGAGUGCACUUUCAAUGUAACUAAACUCAUCAAGACCAAUGAGUACCAGUUCAGGACUUCAGCCGUUAAUAAGUUUGGUGUUGGUAGACCUUUGGAGUCCAGCCCAGUCAUUGCACAGAUGCAAUACACUACUCCUGAUGCUCCCGGCACUCCUGACGCCACUGAGACAACAGGAGAGAGCAUUACACUGAUGUGGACUCCUCCAACAUCUGACGGAGGAAAUCCCAUUCAGCAUUACGUUCUGGAGAAACGGGAAAAGAAGACUGUCCGAUUCUACAAGGUUACAACCAAGAAGCCCAUCGUCGAAUGUGCUCACAAGGUUCUUCACCUAACAGAGGACAUUGAAUACGAGUUCCGUGUCAUGGCUGUGAAUGACGCUGGUGUUGGAGCUCCAAGCAGCAUCUCUAUGCCCAUCAAGGCUGCUGAGCCUAAGGAUAUUCCUUGUGCUCCAUCUGUGGUCUGCGUGUCUGACUCCACCAAUACCUCCAUCAGCCUGGAAUGGUCCAGGCCCGCAGACGAUGGAGGCAUGGUGGUCAUGGGCUACAUCGUUGAAAUGUUAAAGGGAGAAGAGACUGAAUGGAAGAGAGUAAACGAGGAGCUGGUGGCAGAAACAAAUUACACGGUGACUGGUCUACAGACAGGAGCCGAGUACAAGUUACGCGUUGCAGCUGUAAACCAUGUAGGCAGAGGCGAUGCCACGGAGAUUCCCGAGCCAGCUCGGGCUGCUGACAGACUAACACCACCACAAGUGGAUCUGGACGCCACCUUCAAGCAGACACACAUUGUCAAGCCUUCAGGCUCAGUUUGCCUGGGCAUCCACUUCAGAGGAAAGCCAGUUCCCAAUGCCACAUGGGUAAAAGAAGAAGGCGAGCUGGGUGUCAUGUCAGAGGUCAACACUACAGAUGGCUACAGUUCUUUAACAAUUGAAAACUGUUCAAGAAAUGAUACGGGCAAAUACACUGUUAACCUUGAGAACGCUAGUGGCAGCAAAGCCGUUACAUUUACCGUAAAAGUCCUGGACAGUCCUGGACCUCCACAAGCUGUUGCCUUAAAGGAGGUGUCCAGAGGCUCUGUCACACUUAUCUGGGAGCCUCCUCUCAAUGACGGUGGAGCACGAAUCCAUCACUAUAUUGUUGAGAGGCGUGAGGCCAGCCGUCGCACAUGGCAGCAGUCUGGUGGCAAAUGCAAGCAGCAGUUCCUGAAGAUACAGGACCUGUUGGAGGGAGUGCCUUACUUUUUCAGGGUCUCAGCCGAGAACCAGAAUGGCAUCGGUGAGGUGUUUGAGCUCACUGAGCCCGUCAUUGCCACCGCAGAGCCAGCAUCGCCAAAGAGAUUGGACAUCCUGGACACCACAGACAACUCUGUUUCGCUGGGCUGGCUGAAACCCGAGCACGACGGCGGGAGCCGCAUCCAGUGCUACAUCAUCGAGGCCAAGGCAAAGGGUACAGACAAAUGGGUAGUGGUUGCGAACACCAGUAAUCUCACCUAUGUGGUUGAAAAGCUCAACAAGGGCAAUGAGUACGACUUCCGUGUGAAGGCCAAGAAUGAAUCAGGUUCCAGCACACCCAGGGAAACUCUGGCCCCUGUGCUGGUCAAAGAGCCUCAUAUUGAGCCUGCUGCUGACCUCAGUGAGAUCACCAACCAGCUUGUCACAUGUAAUUCUGGCAAAACCUUCAUCAUUGAUGUUCCCAUUAGUGGUAGACCUGCUCCUAAGGUCUCCUGGAAGCUGGAAGAGAUGAGGCUAAAGAACUCAGACAGAGUCUCCAUCCAAACAACAAAGGACAGAACCAGCAUCUCAGUCAAGGAGGCCAUGAGAGGCGAUGGUGGUAAAUACUACCUGACUCUGGAGAACGUGGCAGGAACCAGGACCUUCACUAUCGAAGUUAAUGUCACUGGCAGACCCAGUCCUCCAACCGGACCCAUCGAAAUCUCAUCCAUUACCUCGGAGUCCUGCGUCAUUGACUGGCAAGCACCAGAGGAUGACGGUGGCACUGAAAUCACCAACUACAUCGUGGAAAAGCGGGAGUCCGGCUCCACUGCCUGGCAGCUGAUCAACUCCAGCGUGAAGCGCACGUCUCUCGAUGUUGGUAACUUGACCAAGUACAUGCAGUACACAUUCAGGGUCUCUGCUGAGAAUAGAUUCGGUGUGAGCAAGCACACUGAGUCGGAGACUAUUGUUGCAGAGCAUCCUUUCACACCUCCUGGACCUCCUACAAGGCCUUCGGUCUUCAAUGUCACUUCCAACACAAUGACCCUAAAAUGGGAAGAGCCCUAUCAUGAUGGCGGAAGCAAGGUAACAGGCUACUGGAUCGAGAAGAAAGAAAGGAAUAAUAUCCUGUGGGUUAGGGAGAACAAGAUCCCUUGCUUUGAGUGCUACUGCAGUAUGGAAGGCCUUGUUGAAGGCCUAGAGUACCAGUUCAGGGUUUACGCCAUGAACAGUGCCGGGCUAAGCAAAGCCAGCGAGGCCUCCAAGGGAGCAAUUGCUCAAAACCCAGUUGAUUCACCAAGUAAGCCAGAAGUCACAAAUGUCACGAGAACCACUGUGUCCCUGAAAUGGUCAGCUCCACUGAACGAUGGUGGUAGUCCGAUUGCAGGCUACAUCAUCGAGCGUAAGCCCUACACAUUGACUGGUGAAGGCCGCUGGCUCAAGUGCAACUACACAAAUGUGAUAGACACUUUCUAUACGGUUACCGCCCUGGGAGAAGGAGAACCAUAUGAGUUCAGAGUCAUCGCUAAAAAUGCCAACCAGGUGUUCAGCAUCCCCUCAGAGUCCACUGGCUCUGUGCAGUGCAAGACCGACUUUGAGCCUCCAAAGGCCCAGCUGGACAGCAAACUCCUGACUGAGACUGUCCAGGUCAGAGCCGGUUCAGACCUGGUUCUGGACGCGGCUGUGGGAGGCAGACCGGACCCCAAGGCUUCCUGGGCAAAGGGAACCAGGGAUCUAGAGUUGUGUGAAAAGUACAACCUGCAGUAUACCGCCACCAAGGCCAUGGCCAUCAUCAAGUUCUGUGACAGAGAUGACACCGGAAAGUACAUCCUCACUGUCCGUAACGUAAGCGGAACCAAGACUGCUGAGGUCAACGUCAAAGUGCUUGACACCCCCGGAGUGUGUGAAGGCUGCAUUGAGAUCAGCAAGAUCACAGAGGAGUCGUGCGCACUGAGCUGGAAGCCUCCUCUCGAAGAUGGCGGCGACGAGAUCUCCCACUUCAUUGUAGAAAGGCGGGACACCAACAGACUCAACUGGGUCAUCAUGCACCCCGAGUGCAAAGAGCUGACCUGCAACAUCACGGGCCUGUUCAAGAACACAGAAUACCUGUUCAGGGUCCGGGGAGUCAACAAAUAUGGAGCUGGAGUCCCCCUGCAGUCCCAGCCUAUGGUCGCCAGAAACACUUUCACUGUCCCGACCCCUCCUGGUUCUCCAGAGAUCUUGGUGUCAGGACAAGACUUUGCCACCAUUGAGUGGCUGAAGCCAGAGAGUGAUGGCGGCAGCCCGAUUGUUCACUACCUGGUGGAGAGGCACGAGAGAAAGAGUGCCCGCUGGGUGAAGGUGAACAGGGACGGAGCUUUCCUGGACACCACGCUAAAGGUUUCUGGUUUGACCGAAGGCAACAUCUACCAGUUCAGAGUGACGGCCAUCAACAAGGCCGGAGAAAGCGAACCCAGCGAGGUCUCUCUGUACGUUGUUUGCAGAGAGCCAACAUGCACCCCUGCUCCUCCUUCCAUCCCUCGUAUCAUCGACACUCAUGCCGACAGCAUCAGCCUAGCCUGGUCCCGCCCCGUGGAUGACGGAGGAGCUGAUGUGAUGGGCUACAUCCUGGAGAUGCAGGAGGCCGGAGAUGAGGGGUGGAAGAAGGCCCACGAAAAGACAUUACGUGCUGCAGAGCACGUAGUGACUGGACUUUCAGAGGGAAAGAAGUACUGCUUCAGAGUGGCCGGCUUCAACAUCAACGGUACUGGAGACUUCAGUGAACCAUGCGCUGAAACUGAGCCAGUAGAGAGAAUCGAAAUUCCUGACUUUGAGCUUCAUGAUGACCUGAAGAAGACCAUCUGCCUGCGCGCUGGUGGAUCCCUCCGCCUGUUUGUGAAAGUUAGCGGUCGUCCCGCUCCCGCCAUCACUUGGAGCAAACCAGGUGCUGAUCUCCACAACAGAGGCUUCAUCGACAUCACCACCGGAUCUACCACACUUAUCAUCGAUAGGGUUCACCGCUACGAUGCCGGCAAGUACACAUUGGUGGCCGAGAAUUCUGCCGGGAAACAGGAAGUCAACAUUCUGGUGAAGGUGUAUGAUACUCCUGGACCAACUGGACCAAUUAAGAUCAAGGAGCUCACCAAGGAGUCUGCAACCAUUUCUUGGGAAGCCCCAACUGUCGAUGGCGGUGCUCCUGUUAACAACUUUAUCAUUGAAAGGCGGGAGGCCUCUAUGAGGGCCUACAAGACAGUCACCACCAAGUGCAGUAAAACCUCGUACAAGAUCGACGGCCUCAUGGAGGGCAUGCUGUACUACUUCCGGGUCCUCCCAGAGAACAUCUAUGGCAUCGGUGAGCCGUGCGAGACUCCCGACGUCAUCCUGGUUUGUGACGUGCCCUUGCCGCCACGCAAGCUGGAGAUGAUCGACGUCACCAAGAGCACUGUAAUCCUGGGCUGGGAUAAACCCGAACACGACGGCGGUAGCAGACUGACAGGCUAUGCCAUCGAGGCCAGCAAAAUUGGCACCGACAAGUGGAUGAAGGUGGCCACGCUGAAGACCACGGACUUUGAACACACCAUCGAGAAGCUGAACGAGGGCGAGCAGUACUUGUUUAGAAUCAAAGCAAUCAACAGUAGAGGAGCCAGCGAGCCCAAAGAGCUGGUUACUGCCAUCACUGUACAAGAACAGAGAGUAAUGCCCAUUGUGGACUUCUCCAGUAUUCCUCAGAAGGUCUUCAAUGUUGUGGCCGGCAAGACUCUAGAGUUGGACUUGCCUAUCGUUGGCAGGCCUCCUCCCGUCUGCUCCUGGUACUUCAGAGAUAACAAGAUCAAAAACACAGAUCGCAUCAAGAUCAAGAGCACCGGCAAGUUCUCUAAGCUGACCAUAUCUGAGACCACCAUCGAUGACUCCGGUGACUACGUGCUGGAGGUGAAGAACGUUGUCGGCGUCAUCACCGAGGUCAUCAAGGUCAUCAUCCUCUCUAAACCUGAUGAACCAACCGGACCGUUCAGGAUUGAUGAAAUCGACGCUACCACCGUCACCUGCAGCUGGGAUCCUCCAGCCAGAGAUGGCGGAGCUCCCAUCAGUGGCUAUGCAGUAGAGCAGCGUGAUGCUCACAGACCUGGCUGGGUGCCCGUCUGCGAUUCUGUCAGCCGACCCACCUUUAAGUUUGAGAAACUGAUUGAGGGAGAUGAGUACGUCUUCCGUGCAGCUGCCAUGAAUCGCUAUGGCACUGGAGAAUUCCUUCAAUCUGAGAUCAUCACCUGCAAGAGCUUGAAGAAUGUUCCCGGACCCCCUGGCCGUCCAACCAUCUUCGAUGUUUCUCGUGACGGCAUGACCGUGGCCUGGAACCCACCAGAAGAAGACGGUGGUCUUGAGGUGUCUGGAUACAUUAUUGAGCGCAAAGAAGUCCGGUCAGACAGAUGGGUGCGUGCAAACAAGAAUCCCAUCACCAUGACUAGAUACAGAUCAACAGAGCUCAUCGAGGGCCUGGAGUAUGAACACAGAAUCAUUGCCAUCAAUGCUAGAGGACACAGCAAACCAAGUCUGGUCUCCAAACCAGCAGUGGCAACAGAUCCCAUCGAUCCACCUGGCUGUCCUCAGAACCCAAGGAUCACAGAUACAACCAAGUCCUCUGUGUCACUGGCAUGGAGUCCUCCAGAUGAUGAGGGAGAUGCUAGGCUGGAUGGUUACCUGAUCGAGAUGCAGAAGGUGGGAACCAUGCCUUGGAUCAAGUGCAACACAACGCCUUCUUUAAUUUGCGAGUACACACUGACCAAAAUGCCUCAAGGAGAGGAGUUCAAAUUCCGUGUGAUGGCUUGUAAUGCCGGCGGCUCCGGAGAACCUGCUGAAGUUCCUGGAACUGUGUCUGUGACUGAGAUGCUUGAAUCUCCUGACUAUGACCUUGAGCUGAAAUACAAAGACGUGUACGUUGUACGCCACGGAGGUGUGGUUAGACUCUCCGUGCCCAUCAAGGGUAAACCUCAUCCAUCCUGCAAAUGGUCCAAGGAUAGCGGCGCGGUCUCCACCAAGGCCAUGAUUGCCUCUACAGAGGACGCAAGUGAGUUAGUGAUCAAGGGAGCUGAGAGGAGUGAUUCUGGAGUGUACGACCUCCUGUUAGAGAAUAGGGUUGGCAAGAAGAAGGCCCAAAUCAAGGUGAAGGUCAUUGGCCGCCCAUGUGCACCGGUGGGACCGUUGGUCUUUGAGGAAAUUCAGGCCAACUCUGUCAAGGUCACCUGGAAGAUGCCUGCAGACAAUGGUGGCUCAGAGAUCCUGGGUUACAUCGUAGAAAGACGCGAGGCGGCCAGAAAUGCCUGGUACACCGUGGACUCUAGAGUGACCGACACUCAGCUGGUUAUCAAGGGCCUGAAGGAGGGUACCGAGUACCACUUCAAGAUCACAGCCGAAAAUUCCUUUGGUAUCAGCGCCUCUUUGAAGUCAGAGCAGCCACUGGUACCCAAGACUCCUAUCUGUGCCCCUGAGCCUCCAAGCACCCAACCAGAGAUCCUGGACGUCACCAAGAGCUCUGUGGCAUUGGCUUGGUCCAGACCAAAAGACAACGGUGGUUCUGCCAUCACUGGCUACUUUGUUGAGUACAAGGUGGUAUCGGCUGAAAUGUGGUCCCGACACCAGACCAAGAUUGCUUCCACCAUGUUUACCGUGCCUGGGCUCACCCCGGACGCAGACUACCAGUUCCGCAUUGUUGCUGUCAACAACAUCGGUGAGAGCGAGGCUGGUCCUGUGUCUGACCCGGUCACAUGCAAGGAUCCAUUCGACAAACCAAGUCAACCAGGCGAAAUCGACACAGUGAACGUGACAAAGAACUUCAUCACCAUCCGCUGGCAAGCUCCAGAGUGCGAUGGUGGAAAGGAGGUCAUGGGCUACUGGGUGGAGUACAGGAAGUCCAUUGAGAGUACCUGGAAGAAGUCCAAUAAGCAGAGGCUGAAGGAAAAGGAGUUCACCGUGUCUGGACUGGCUGAGGCAACAGAGUACGAGUUCAGAGUGUUUGCUGAGAAUGAGACCGGAAUGAGUAGACCUCGUAGGACUGCCACGUGCAUCAGGACCAAACUGAGUGUUGAAACUAAACCAGGCCUGAGAAAGGAAAUGGAUGAAGUGACUGCCAAGCUUGGCCAACCUGCCGUCAUGAAGUGCCAGAUUAUUGGCAGACCUCUCCCCGAUAUCAAGUGGUACCAUGCCGGCAAGGAGAUUGUUGAGUCCCGCAAGUAUGAGAUGAGCUCCGACGGCCGCAACCACUCGCUUUCUAUUAUGACGGACCAGCAGGAAGACGAGGGUGAGUACACCUGCAAGGCCAUCAACGACGCCGGAGAAGCCGAGACCACGGGCACUCUGGUGUUGGAGGCUGCAGCGUCCUUCCACCCUGAUUACCCGCUAAAGGAAACCUACUUCGCCGGCCUGGGAUCCACUUUGCGUAUCCAUGCCGUCUACAUUGGGCGUCCUGAGCCAAAGAUCAUGUGGCUGCAUGGAGCAAAGACCCUGGAGAACACAGACGACCUCAAUAUCGAGACCACCGAGCAUUACACACACCUGGUGAUCAAAAAUGUGCAGCGCAGAAUUCACGGCGGAAAAUACAGGAUUAGACUGCACAACCACUUUGGCAGAGCUGAUGCCACAUUCAAUGUCGAGAUUUACGACAAACCUGAGAUGCCUCAGGGUCCCAUUGUGCUGGAUGCUCUCUUGAAGAACUCCGUCAUAAUUAGCUGGAAGCCACCGCAGGACGACGGCGGCUGCAUGAUCACCAACUACAUCGUGGAGAAACGGGAGGACAAGGAGGGCACAGAGUGGGAACUAGUGUCAUCAUCCAUCAACGGCAUAUCUUGCCGCGUACCCAACCUCAUUGACAGCGCAGGGUACUACUUCCGUGUCUAUGCCCAGAAUCGCUAUGGCAACAGUGAGCCACUGGAACUUGCGUCCCCAAUCCUUAUCAAGAGCCAGCUUGAGAAACCAUCACCACCUCUGUCACCAGUUGUUUCUGGAAUCACCAAAGACUCCUGCGUGGUUUCCUGGAAGCCUCCACUUAGCGACGGCGGCUCCAAGAUCAAGAGCUACUGCCUCGAGGAGAAGCACAAGAAGGACAAGAAGGAAUGGAGCAACUGGACUCCAGUGACCACUGAUGAGAUCAAACAGACUGUGAUCUCCGUCAAGCAUCUGACCGAAGGCGCUGAGUGCAUCUUCCGUGUAAAGUGUGAGAACCUAGGUGGGCAGAGCAACUACAGCGAGGAGACUGCUCCCAUUGUUCCGGCCACAACUUUAGAGAUUCGUGCUCCUGCUUUUAAGGAGGAGCUCAGGAACAUGAGUGUCAAGUACAAGAGCAACGCUACCCUUGUCUGCAAGAUCAUAGGGCAGCCGAAGCCUGUGAUUAAAUGGUUUAGACGAGGAAAGGAGAUCCACUCUGAUGGCAAGAAGAUUAAGAUACAAGAGUUCAAGGGAGGCUACCACCAGUUGGUUAUCAUCGAGGCAGAUGAGGAAGACUCCACUGUGUACCAGAUCAGAGCCACCAAUCAGGGAGGCUCCAUCUGUGCUACAGUCUCUCUGGAUGUUGAAGUCCCUGCCAAAAUUCACCUGCCAAAGAACCUGAAGGACAAAGAAGCCAUCCCUGCCCUGCGUGGAGAGAUGAUCAACAUUAAGAUUCCUUUCAGCGGCAAACCAGAUCCUGUCAUCACAUGGCAGAAGGGACAGGAUCUUAUUGACAGCAAUGGCCACUACCAGGUCAUUGUCACCAGAUCGUUUACCUCUUUGGUCUUCACCAAUGGAGUCGAGAAGAAGGAUGCCGGUUUCUACAUUGUCUGCGCCAAGAAUAGAUUUGGCAUUGACCAGCAGACGGUCGAGCUGGAUGUAGCCGACGUUCCCGAUCCUCCACGUGGACUCAAAGCCAGUGAUGUCUCCAGAGACUCGGUCACGCUGAACUGGGUGGCCCCGGCCAACGACGGAGGCAGCCGGGUUAUCAGCUACAUCAUUGAGAAGUGCCCCACCACUGCCGAGAGGUGGGAGCGUGUUGCUCAGUCCCGUGACACCCACUAUACAGUGAUCAAUCUCUUUGGAGGAACAAGCUAUCAGUUCAGAAUUAUCGCUGAGAACAAAUUUGGUCAAAGUGCUCCAUCUGAGUCCAGUGGACCAGUGAUGACCAAAGAGGACAAAUCAAGAGUUUUGCUCUACGAUAGGGAGGUUGAUAACAGCGACCACGUCCCCAGGGGCAAGGUUCACUCUGAGGCCAAGAACAUGCACAACAAAUAUGCCAUUGCAGAGGAAUUGGGCCGAGGUCAGUUUGGCAUUGUCCACCGCUGUGUUAACAUCAGCUCUGAGAAAACAUAUAUGGCUAAAUUCUUUAAGGUGAGAGGUGCCGAUCAAGCAAUUGUCAAGAAGGAAAUUGCCACAUUGAAUCUUGCCAAACAUAUGAACUACCUUCUCCUCCACGAGUCUUUUGAAAGCCCCGAGGAGCUAGUGAUGAUCUAUGACUUUAUUGCCGGCGUUGACAUAUUCGAGCGCCUCAACACAGCUGAUUUUGAGCUUAAUGAGCGGGAGAUUGCUAACUACAUCAGGCAGAUCUGCUCAGCGCUUGAGUUUCUGCAUGCUGAGAGUUUUGGUCACUUUGAUAUCAGACCAGAGAACAUUGUGUACACAACUAGAACCGGCUCUAAUGUAAAGAUUAUUGAGUUGGGCCAGUCCAGGCACCUGACUCCUGGAGACCAAAUAAAGAUCCAGUAUACCACUGCAGAGUAUGCUGCCCCUGAGAUCCACCAGUCUGACAUGGUUAGCACCGUCACUGACAUGUGGUCGGUUGGUGUCCUUGCCUAUGUGCUCCUCAGUGGACUGAAUCCAUUCACAGCUGAGACCAACCAACAGAUGAUUGACAACAUCUCAAACGCAGCUUAUAGCUACGACGAUGAGUCCUUCAAGCAGGUCAGUGUUGAUGCAUUAGACUUUACAGAUCGCUUGAUGACAAAGGAAAGAAAGCAUCGUAUGUCUGCUGCUGAGGCUCUGGCACAUCCAUGGUUAACCAGACCCGUGGAGGAGAUUGGCACCAGGGCCAUCCAGACCGUAAGACACAAGAGGUAUUACCAGACAAUGGUGAAGAAAGAGUGGAAAACUGUUGUCUCUGCAGCUCGUGUGGCCAGCGGAGGCUCCAUCAGAUCCCAGCGUGGCGUCUUCAUCUCCAAGGUGAAGAUCGCGCCGUUUGAACACGGCCCUGUCGGGGGCCAGGUCGGCCAUGUAGUGGCGAAUGAGGGAGACAACGUGAAAUUCAUUUGCAACAUUGAGAACUACGAUAGCACGACUGAAGUGACCUGGUACUGUGGCGUCAGGCAGCUUGAGGCUGGUGACAAGUAUGAAAUCGAGUAUGAGGAUGGCCUGGCUGUGAUCACCAUCAAAAAGGUCACAAGAGCAGAUGACGGCACAUACAGAUGCAAGGUCGUAAAUGAGUAUGGUGAGGACAGUGCUUAUGCAGAGCUGUUCGUCAACGGCGUUAGAUCUUACCGUGACUUCUUCACCACCCGAGUCGUCAAAAAAACAAAGCGCAGAGUCGACACUGCCAGAAUGCUUCAGAAACCACCGGAGUUCACCCUUCCUCUCGUCAAUCGCACUUCCUACAUUGGUGAGGAUGUGCGCUUUAGUGUAACCAUCACCGUUCACCCUGAACCUCGUGUCGUCUGGCACAAAUCCGGACAGAAGCUCAUUCCUGGCGAAGAUGACAAAAAGUACACUUUCAUCAGUGACAAGGGUCUGUACCAAAUGAUUAUCCACAAACUUGAGAAUGAGGAUGAUGCAGAGUACAGCGUCGUGGCCCGUAACAGGUUUGGGGAUGACAGCUGCAAGGCCCGCCUUACCGUUGUUCCUCGACCUAAACCGGCAGACCUCACUCUGAGGCCCAUGUUCAAACGUCUGCUCGCAAAUGUCGACUGCAAAGAGGGCCAGAAUGUACGCUUUGAGAUUAGAGUAUCAGGCCAUCCCGUUCUGAAGUGGGAGAAGGAUGGCAUGCCUUUACCCUUCGGACCAUCAAUUGAGGUUGUGCACGAGGGUCUGGAUUACUUCAUCCUUCAUGUGAGAGAUACUCUCUGCGAGGACUCUGGUGUAUACAGAGUGACUGCGACCAAUUCGGCUGGAUCUGCCAGUUGCCAGGCAACACUCAAAGUAGAACGUGUCAGCCAUGUGAAAAAGGAAUACGAACCCAGUGAAAAGGAGAAAAAGUUAAUGGCUGGGAAGAUGGAGUUAGACAAGAAAGUUCGGCUGUCACAGAUUUUGGCCGACACCGUCUUCAUACCUUUACCAUCGGCAGCAGUGCAAGCUGUCAGGGAGGCAGCCACCAUGUUCAAACCCGCUGUGACAACUAAGAAGGGCGAGAAGACCGAGGCUGAGAUACAGAAAGAAAAACAGGAGAGGAAGAAACGAGCAGAUGAGAAGAGGCUGCGUAUGCCCUAUGACGUGCCGUCUCCUCGGGUCAUAAACCCAGCGGCUCUUGAGGAGGACGUGGAGAUAAAACACUUCCAGCCACUUUCUGACAUGAAAUGGUACAAGACGCUGCGGGAUCAGUACGAGUUUCCUGAGCCUAUGGAUAAAAUCAAGCAGAAGAGAAUGAAGCGUAUCCGCCUCUCCAGGUGGGAGCAGUUCUAUGAGGUGCCCAUCCGGAUUAAGGACCAUUAUAAGCCUAAAUGGCACAUCUCGCUGUUGACUCAGGAUGACUUGGAGAUUGUAAGGCCUGCAAGGCAUCGCUCCCCUUCCCCUGAGAUGGAGACCUACCACAGGAUCAGAAGGAGGUCCCUGGGUGACCUGUCAGAUGAGGAGCUACUGCUACCUGUGAAUGAGUACCUGUCCAUGAAGAGAACUGAGGAGGAGAGGCUGCGUCUGGAGGAAGAGCUGGAGCUUGGUUUCUCGGCUUCUCCACCGAGCCACAGUCCUGUUCGCUUUGAGCUGUCCGCCCUGCGUCCUUCCUCUCCGAAAAAAGUCUAUAGUGAUGACAAAGAGGGAGACAAAAUCUGCAGAUAUGACUCCUACCGAAUUCCGUCAAAAUAUGACGCCGGCACAAGUUAUGUUGACCUCCGCCAGCGGCACGACAAAGCCACAUACAAAGCUCCAAGGCAGAAGCAGAAGGUGUAUGAUGAGAGGGAGGAACAGGAGCUGCUGCGGCCACAUAGAACCGCUCAGAGAAUGUCCGCUUACAAGAGUGAAAUCAAGCGCAUGGAGUUUGAGGAGAAGACUCGGACAUUAAAAAAAGAAUCAACCACCAUUUUAACAACAUACUCUAAGGACAUUGACUCCGAGCACCUGACAUCUUUCACCUCUGAAUAUGUUCCUAAACCAAUCAAGAAGCUCCAAAUGCCUGAACCCGUCAAGAGAACGCAAACCCCAGAUCGAGCUGAAGUUGCCCUUCCUAAAGUGGACUUUGCCUCCAGGUACGAAGAGAGAAAGCAGGCUCUGAGAUUGGAGAGAAAAUCCGUAGAGAGGACCUUUGAGGCGGGGACACAGUCUCCAUUCAGCCUUGACCACACCCCACGUAUUACAAUCAGGCUGCGAUCUCACCGAGUACCCUACGGCUCCAACACAAAGUUCACCCUGAAUAUCCAGGCCAAACCAGAGCCUCAGGUCAAGUGGUUCCACAAUGACAAAGAGAUCCAUCAGACCAGCAAAUACCACAUGACCAACAUCAGUGGGGUUCUGACUCUCAAGAUCAGCAACUGUGAGACUGAAGACUCCGGCACUUACCGCGUGGUUUGCAAGAACACCAAAGGAGAAACUUCUGACUAUGCCACAUUGGAUGUAGCAGGAGCAGAAUAUGCUGCGUUCUCUUCAUUCCACAAAGACGAGGAGCCUCCAUCCUCCCACUUGCCAGAAAUGACCAGAACAGAAGUCUAUCACGUCUCCUCCUCUCAGACAAAGGUUAUGGAAAGUUCUACUGAAACUUUGAAAAAGACCACCACUGUUGUUGAAAAGCCAAGUGUUCCUGCCAAGAUCCUGAGCAAGCCCCGGUCCCUGACUGUGGAGGAGGGAAGUCUCGCCAGGUUUGAGUGUGAUGUGGAUGGCGAGCCAGCACCUUCCAUCACCUGGCUGCACGAAGGAGCUGUUAUUGGUUCCUCGGUCCGACAUCACAUUGUCUCCACUCAGUACAACUCUUCUUUCGAGAUCUCAGCUGUUGAGGCGUCAGAUGAAGGCAGCUACACACUGCUGGUGGAAAAUGCUGGAGGCAAACAAGAGGCCCAAUUCUCUCUGGCCAUUCGCAAGUCUGACUCCAAGGAGAAGGUGGUCGCCCCUCCCAGGAUCACCUCCCCAGAGGCAAAGUCGCCUCUUACAAAGUCCCCUGAACCAGUGAAAUCUCCUCAGAGGGUCAAGUCUCCUGAACCAAUUAAGUCACCUCAGAGAAUCAAGUCUCCGGUCUCACCAAAGUCCCCAACUCCCAAAUCCCCAACUCCAACCACUGUACAAGGCUCAAAAAGCUGCAUUAGCACAGCUGAAGUCUCAGAGCAAGUCAUGAAACAGGAAAUAGUCUAUGAUGAGUUCCUGUCCUCUGUGGAGGAGGAAAAGGCCUGUUGUCUGUUCGAUACCACAGACGUGUCUGAGCACUCGGACGCACCACAGAUCCUGGUUCAGCCCAGAUCCCAGAACGUCAACGAGGGGCAACAAGUCAAAUUCACGUGUGAACUUGCAGGAAAUCCAUCCCCCAAGGUGGAGUGGUUAAAAGACAACAUGAUGAUAUCUGGGUCAUCCAACGUGAGAUUGAGCAGAUCCCUGGCUGUGCACACUCUGGAGAUCUGUGAAGCAACGCUGGCAGACAGCGGGAAAUACACCAUAAAAGCCACCAAUCAGUUCGGACAGUGCUCCGCCACGUCCUCCCUCAGCGUCAUCACACUUGUCGAAGAACCGACACAAAUGAUAAUUGUGGAACAAAGAGUUUCUGCUGCAAGCAUGCAGGAAAGUUUAUCGAACUCUUCCGUUCUGACGGAGGCAGCCGAGUUCUCGUAUCAGAGCAUGUCUGCGUCUAGCAUGUCGGCCAUGACGGCUGAGUCGGUGGUGUCCAUGAGCUCCAGCAACCAAGUCAUGGAGAUGUCUGCUCAUUCGCAUGCCGAUGUCUCUUCCUCCUCUGCAUCCUCCUCCUCACUGAGGCUCAAACGAGGCACCCCCCCGAAGGUUGAAGCCCUCCCGCAGGACGUCAGCACCAAGCUGGGCCAGCCCCUGAGCGUGGCUGGGUUCUUCUCUGGAGAUCCCGCACCCUCGGUGCAGUGGGUCCGCUCAGGGAAGCCUCUCCCUGACAAAGACGGGCGGUGUUGCAUCGAGACCGGCACCGAACUCUCCACCCUGGUGAUCUCUGCAGUGAAGGAGGCCGACGGUGGUGCCUACACCCUUCGGCUCUCCAACGAGCUUGGCUCUGCCUCUGCCACUGUCAACGUCCACGUCCGCUCCAUGUGAACAAAAAUAACAAUUUAUUAUCCCCCCCUUCCCUCCCCCCCGUUUUUUCUCGCUCUUUCAGGACUUUUUUAUUUAGCGAAUUAGCAAUGACAUGGUAAAGUUCUGAAUUCCUGUUCUUGUAAAUAUGAACUAUUUUUGCACCAAACUUGACAUUAAUUUAUGCCAAACUAGACUCAAGUCUAACGUUGUUAUAAAAUGUGCCAUAUUGGACGAUUAAGACUUAAGAUUUUUAAACAACUUUUCUGUGACAUGUACAUAAUGUAUAUAGCCGAAUUGAACGGUUAUGGGAAAUGUAUGCAUUGUUAUUUAUGACAAUAAUAUAUGAACUGACACUAAGUGAAACUAAGUGUAGUUUGACGGGAGAAAGUUCCUCGAGGAACGAAUACCCCGUCAGACGGAGAAACUAAACUCUGUGCCUCAACCACGCGUUGAAGUCUGAAGCUGCCUCGGCGGGUCGAGAGGCUCCCCGACGACGUUACACCACGACAAAGGUCCCCAUGAGCUCCCCCCGCGAGCGACACACAUAUUUAUUACAAUUUCCUACGAGUUGCACCGCCAGUUUUAAGGCCCCGGGCGCCGUUUGCGUACCCUCGCGUUUAUGGCCCCUUGAGCUCCAACCGGCUGACAUCAGGACGGCGGCGGAGCGCGAGCGGCACGAGUCGCUCCGCCGCCGUCCAGCAGCGGGUUUAUUUUUGUUUUAGGGAGCGCCGCUUCCUCCUGGCCUUAAUGAGUAAGAAGUGAAGAGGAAGUGGCGCUGCCUCUUGGAGGAUAUCUAGCUAGCUAAUGUUGAGUUUGUGUGUUUAGAGUGUUUUGCGUGUGUAGCUUUUAGUGGUUUCAGGGUAGUCUUUAUUCUCCACGGCAACAUCAUCUCCUGAGAAAAGACGAGAGGCCCUGCACUUUGAUUUAUCUGAAUAUCUGUACCUCAUCCUCCUUGAGUUUUAUGCAUUUCUGAUUUAAUAAAGCAUGAUUUCAGCACCA